UUCAAGGAACCAACCAUCAGACGUGAGCGCUGUUGAGACCACUACGCCACCUGUUGGAGGUAAGUAAAUGCGUGUGAUUUGUUUGAAUAGAAAUGAACGAUGUGGAAACUAGUAAAGUAGUAAGUUGGUAAAUUAUUAUAAAUGGUAACUAUUUGGUAAAUUAGUAUCAAUUGGAAACUAGUUGGUAAAUUUCAAUCAAUUGGAAAAUAGCUGGUAAAUUAAUAUCAAUUGGAAACAUGUUUUUUAAAAAAAACCCACAAACAGAAAUGUGAAAAUAUUUUUUCUAGAUUUGCACAUAAACAACAACUAAAAUGCAUAUUGGAACAUAAAGGACUCUUCACUUCGGUUUCAAAUGCUAACAAACAUAAUUAUUCAUUUAAGUCUGGCUUCAUUUUCAAACGGAUUUAUCAAUGAAAUAGAGAUUAUAGAAAGGUCUAAAUAUACCACUACAGUAUUUUAAUUAAUGCAUAUUCCAUUAAAGGUAUUUAAAAUAUUUAAGUAAUAUACUAACAAUUCCCACUGUAUUAUUUCCACCAUUAGUACUGUUUUUACCUGGACACAACUGGUUUGUUGGUUCUUUUUCUAGCUUUGUUAUGAGCUACCUUCCUAAUUAAAUAUAUACAUAUAUAUAUAUUAUUUAAAUUGAUCAGGGAAUCGAAUGGAUCUAAUAUCCAGGCAUGCAUAAAUGACACGAUAAAAUGAAACAUAAUUAAUCCUAAUCUGGAUCCUGAAUUUUUCCCAAAAGAAAGCCUCACAGGGAGAAAUCAUUUUUUUUUAAAACCAUGCAUUACGUCAAUUACGUUAAAGAUCUAGUCCCAUUCUCCCCCCCCCCCCCAAGAUGAACGAUGUAUAUCAGGGCUCUUAAAGGAGUCGGGAUCACUAGUCACGUGCCUCAUUUACACAGAUUAUGCACUCUGUUUCCUCCAUCAACGAUUUUUGUUAUCCGUAAAAACAUAAUGGAAUUAAUAAUUAUUUAAUACUUCUUCCGAUAAAUUUAAAAGUAAUUUAGAGUAACAAACAGCCCCCACACGCACUAUUUUUAAUUAUUUUUUUAAUUUUUUUUUUGUAUCCCACUUUAAAAAAAACAAACUAUUUUGACAUUCUGUUGAACUUUAACCUUGACGGACCUCCCCAAAUACUUGAAACAAUUUAUCGGUUUAGUCUUACCCGCCUUUCUACACUGUCUCCCCUUGCAGCAAUUAACAUCACUUCCCGUGGGCAUCUUCAGAUUAGCUUGCUGGGUUACAAGAUGAUAAGUAACUUAGGGAAACCAUGGCCACCUGUUACCACGUGCCUGGUAGGUCGAUCAAGGGGAACCAACUCUCCCCCCAGGCUGAUUUUGUUUUCAUUCUUUUCAUGUUAAACAUUUCAUAUUGUCCUCACGGUUCCAAUUAUAACAUCAAAUGUCCAUAUUAAGCACUUUCAUUUUUUAAGCCCCCAGUUUUGAUUGGUCAAAUUAAAUCGCUUAAUUUUUAUUUUUUGUUUAAAAAAGAUCGAUGGAUCCGGUCAUCUUUUCCUGCCCCCCCCCCACACACCCCCCCUCCCGCUUUGCCUUUAGAAUUCACAAUUUAAUUAUUUUUCUUUUUAAAUAAAAACGUUGGGCCCUUACACAACGUAUCCCCAGACGAUGCCCCUGUUUCCUCUCUGCUUCUUAUGAUAUACGGUAACUGCCCUAACUGCGUUUAAUAUUGUGUUGGCGUCGCUUGAUCUACGCACAGAUCGCUCUGGUCUUAUUAAGUAAUGAAUCACACAGCAUUCACCAAAUUAUCCUGAUUGACAUAAUCGUUUCCGUCUGCGGGACCAACCCUUAUGACCUGCCUGCUGGAUUGCGCUGUGAUGUGUUCCAAUGGUCUAUAAUAAAAUGUACGAUUAGCUUCCGCUACUUUGCGUGCCUAAAUGGCUGAUAAUUUAUUAUGUACCAUGUUGUUAGACGCACGUCAUUUUCUAUUUAAAAAAACCACCCUAAAGCGAAGUUGAUUAAAAACUUGUUUCCUUCAAUUAUCUUCAAUCCCCUGAGUUUAAAUUAAGUAACAGAAUUACAAUCUGAAUGGUAUGAUUUACAUUUUUUAAAACAUAUUCUAUUUUUUCACGAAACGAAAUCUUAAGUCUUAAAUUUAGGCCUAAAUUAUUUGUAAAAACAAGAACGGGUCUCAUAUUCUCAAAAAUUUGUUUGUCCCAAAGGAAACGAGAAAGAGCUGUGUGUGCUCCAUUCUAGAAUAUUUUUCUGUGUCACACAUACAUUCGCUUUGUUUUUUUUGUUUUUUUACAAAGGCCACGUAACAAAAUAUAAAAAUACACAAUGACCGGUAUGACUCAGAAAAAAAUAAUUUCCUUUAAUUAUUCAAUUAGGCUCUAGGUGAAACGGCAGAGCGUUCACGAAGUUCAGAAUGUAGUGUUCCGUAUCAUUUAAAACGUUUGUUGAUUUGUUGUGAGAUACGAUCCCCUGUUCGUUAAUUAUUGAUAAUUAGGAGGGGGGCAGACUGCAUUCCGGUUAGCCAAAAAAAGGAAAUGAGUAAAACAAAGUAUGGGAAAACCCGACAAAGGAAUGCAACAAAACGACGAACGUAUCGACAGGAAUCCUUCGUCAGCGAACAAACAACAGAAAAUACAGAAUGAAAAAAAAAUAGCACUUAACUUAACUGAAAGGUUGUGUCCGAUGGGGCAGCAAAAGGAUUCGUUAAUUAUUGGUUGUCUUUUUUUAAAAAAAUACUGAUGUUGAAACUUUCUGAAUAGUAUUUACAAACAUCUGACAUGGUUAUUUCAGGAUCUUCCGUUAAAUUUACCGAGGUUUGCCAACAACUGGUGUAGAGUACAGAGUAAAUUUCAUCUGGCAUAUUUAUAGGAUGAAAUUUCUGAUUUUAAAUAUUAAAAUAGUUUAUUGGAAAAAAAAGAAUAAUAAAGAAAAUGAUUCCACACUUUGCUCUUGUUUUGAUUUGAGUUUUGGACCCAAUGGGAAAAUGAGGCAUCAGUAAUUGAGAUGAGAAUGGUAAUAAGUUAAUAUUGUCAUAAAUUGUAAUAUCAGCGAGGCAAAGUGAUCAGAACUCGAUGAACCAUUUGGUACAUGCAGGUUAAGUAUGAACAACGAUGGCAACUCCUUAAGGUUUAAUCAUCUUAUCAUAUUCAGUAACUUAUAUCCAUUUGAUCGAAUUGCCACUUUUCUCCUUUUCUGAUAACCAUCGACCACUGAUGUCUCUGUUAAACUUUAAAAAAAAAAACAACAACAUUUUUAACAAUGAUGGUAUGGAUUAGUGUUUUAAAAAAAGGAGAAAUGAAAAUCAAAACUCAACCUUAGCAACGGAUUUAAAACCAGAAAAUUAUUAUUUUUUUUUAAAAUUUGAUUGUUGUGACCCUGGCCCUGCUCCAGUGGCGUAACAAGGGUUCUUGUCACCUGGUGCUAUUAACUCGUGGUGUUAACCCCCUCCCCCCUGCCUUCCAUGGUGGAUUUCUCCACGUUAAAAUAAGUCCACACUAUACAAAUGAGAAUAACACAAAAAAAAAAAAAAAAAAAAAAAAAAAAAAAAAAAAAAAAAAAAAAUUUACUUUAUUAAAAAAUUUAUUUCCGUGUGACGUGUGUCAAAAUGUACGUGUGAUCGGUUAUUUUUUGAUGAAAUUCGGUUCCACUGAGCCAUUGUGUGCUCUAUUAAUAGGCAUUUUUCUUUCAAUUUGGGGUCACCGCCCCCCCCCCCACUGAGAUGGUGUCACCCGGUGCGGUCUGCUCCCCCCCCUGCUAUGCCACUGGUCUUCACCCAGUCUUGACUCAUGCAUGAUAAACUGAUACAUACUUAAAAUGAUGAUGAUUAUAUAAUUGCCCGGCAUCCGUCUGCUUUCAUCAGGUCUUUGAAAUAAAUAAAGCUAAUUAUUAACUUUAAACAAAUAUAAAUUCAAUGUAAACACCCGUUUGUCUUUGCUACUAUGUUUUUUAGAUAUUGAAAACGCACUAGUCAAUAGAUCACGUCCUAUAGCUACUAAAUGUGAUGAUCAGUUGUAAGACGUUGCUCAACAUUCGAUUGGGCAAUUACCAGACUUCUUGUCAACAGAUUUUAAUUAUCUUUUAAUUUGAUUUUUUUUAUUGAUUAGUACCAAAGGGCACUAAUAAUGGAGAAGAAAUAUUAUCUGAGUACAAUAUGUAUGUGAAAUAAUUAGCCAAAGAUAACAUGUGAAAUCAUUAAAUAUAUUAUUCCCCCUCCCCCAUCCGUCAUAAGUAUUAAGUACACUUACAUUUCGCUACUCGUAAUCAAUCUAACACAUUUAAUCUUGUGUACAGAUAUCAUUUCGAUGUUCGUUUAAACUUGUAACUGCCAUAUUUUCUGGGCAUGUUUCUGCACUGUUCUAAAUCAUAUCAAUCGUUUUUAUUUGUACGACAGCAUAAUGUUAUUUAAAUGAAUGUUUUACAAAGAAUGCUAUAGACAAUUUAACAUUUGCAAAAUAGUUAAUACAAAAAAAAAAUUGUUUCUUUUUCUCACCUAAUAACCAAUUCAGGCUGUACUACUAAAAGAAAUAUUUUUUAAAAAAAUUAGAAAUUACAUUAUUUCAAUACUGAAGGUAAAGAUUGCAGCAUGUGCGCGAUUGACGCUCUAAUAAAGGCGUAUUUAAAAUCUUGAUAGUCUUAUUUUAAAAAUACUUUCAUUCCUAACCAUAUUUUUUUUUAAAAGUGCUAAUUUGUUUGUUUUUUUAAAGAUAUGACACACUAAUUUUCUUUUCUAUAAAUACACCAUAAAGAAAAUCACAAAGAACAACACACAAGUGAAUACACGAAUUUGUAUCAUUUUGAAGAUGUUAGACAACAACUCUUACAUUGCUACGCGACCCGAUGAAACCCAUCACAGUGCCAGCUUCGAUACAAUCAUAAGCGAUGAGAUUCGACGGUACUUUGAAGUCGUCAACUACGUUUUCCUCAGCGGAUCCAUCGGCCUCUUCGGAAUCUUCGCCAACAUCAUCAACAUCGUGGUGUUUAUAAAGCAAGGCGUCACCGACUCCAUAACCGUGAGCCUGCUGGGCCUGGCCAUCUCAGACAUGUGCGCCCUGGUGACACUUGAGUGGUUUACGGUCCUCGCAAACCCGUUGCUACUCAGGGCCGAUAUCCAGUUCGCUCCUUCGGAGUUCCAGUACCUGACCGCGGGAUGGCCCCACGUUUGCUUCACGAGGAUCACUUGUUGGAUCACCUUUUACAUUACCUUCGAAAGAUGCAUGUGUAUCACAUUUCCCCUUAAGGUCAAGGUACUUAUAACACCGAGACGGUCCGGUAUUGUGGUCAUUCUCAUUUUCCUUGUGUUUUUCCUGUCAUUGAUUCCAAUGUAUUAUUCCAACUACUUUGGCUGGAAAUUAUAUCCUGUCUACAACAGAACCUUCCUAGGACUUCUCCGCAGGGACAAUUUCAAAGCAUUGGAAAGUGUGACCUUGGGCCUGAAUGUCACCCUCCAAAUCACGUCCUUUUUGUCCACCAUCUUAAUCACGGCCGUUUUGGUCUAUGAACUGAGAGAGAAAGCAAAAUGGCGUACGAUGUCAAGUAGCAACAGUUUGCAGACGACAACCAGGGAACAUAAAUUAGGGAAGAUGAUAAUCCUCUUAUCUUCCAUUCUCAUCGUGUGCUAUCUCCCGGGCACCAUGUUCAACAUCGUUAAAAUUCUAAUUCCCGAAUUCACCGUUUCUGGCAAGUACGAGAACGUCUUUAACACGGUCUGGUCGUUCGGUUGGAUCUUCCAGGCCCUGAACUCCAGUGUUAACAUUUUCGUCUACUACCACAUGAGCACAAAGUAUCGCUCUACGUUUCGCUCGCUAAUCUGCGUGGUGAAGGCAUCUGACACCUUGAUAAAAUAAGUCGAGGUUAAACUCGUAAAUACAUUUUAUUUUCUCGUUAUUGCGUUUUUAACAAUUUUAAGAGGAUUUUGUUUUAAGAGGUCAAGGCCAAAUAAAUCAACAGAUAUGAUUUCUUGGAGUAGGCUAUAAUACUUGGCACAAUUGGAGGCUUGUGAAUGACACCUCGGAAUGCAACACCCAAUAAUUACCCUCAAAAUUGAUCAACAAAUUAUUGGAUGAUUUUAAUAUAUUUUUUCUUUCUCGCUUUAAUGUUUGUAUAUGAUAUGUAAUGCAAUGAUAACGUCAGUGUUUAUUGUCAUUCAUCUCAUUGAGGAAGAACAUUCUUGCAAGAGAUUGUGUACUGCAUAAAUCUAGUGACACGGUGUUUGGUCGUGCUCAUAAAAAAACAAAAAAAAACAAAAAAACCCAAAACAACUCAACCUAUAUCCUACUGGAGUUCAGACUUAAAUAAAGCAUAUGAAGUUAGGGGGGGGGGUGCCGUUUGGUAAGAGGAAGCAGGACGCACCAGAGGCUAAAUAUCUAUAUAAAAGAAAUUGUUAAAUUGUUUCGAAACAGCACCCCCACAAAUAUAUGUCACGAGUCGCCACUGCUUGUCUCUAUGAGGGUCCAUACAAAUGAUGUUCACAGAUCAAACACCGAGGCCUUCAAACGUUUCGAGGGGGAAGUUUGAGUGUGCUUGGCUCGUUCGUUUACCUACUAUCCACAAUAAGGAGUGAGCUGAAAGAGCUGCCGUUCUGUUAGUGUUAUUGAUCUCAGACUAAUGGGUUGGGGGGGGGGGGGGUAACUGGGGGCACAAUCUCCUAGCAAGAAAACGGGUUUCUAGAAAAAAAAAAAUGAAAAUUCCACAUUUUUUUUUUUUAAAAAAAAAAAAAAGAAAAAAGAAACAAAUGUAACAAUUUUAAAUUUUAUUAAUGUGACAAACUUUGUUAUUAUUUAAAUUCUCUUAAAUAAUUUUCCUUACAAAUAUACAAAACAUCAAUGUUUGUGCUUGGUAAAUGUUUUGGUCAUGAUCGAGAUGUGUUAAGAUUCUUAAUCGUAAACCGGCCAGUCUUUCUAUGACGCACUUCUUUUGUUAUAUUAGUUUAUCUUUGACAUUCUUCUGUCUACUGUAGACGAUGGUGUGUGCUUGAAAUUAAUAAUAUACAAUGCCAUCAUCUUCUUUCUUGUCUUAAAAAUCUAAUAUAUUCAGUCACGUGACAUGAUUUAGAGUGUUUUUUUUUUAUAUAAUCACACAAAAUAUGUUCGCUGCAGUGCCAAGAAAUAAUUCUUCAAAACUUUUUUUCCAUAAUUCAAUUAAUAGUAAUUUUUAAAAAAAAUGUUUUUUAUGUAUGCAUCAAUGAUCUGUCAGUAUUAAUCCCUAUCAAAUAUGCAAUGGCGGAGAUAACUAUGUACAAAGAUCAAGCAACAGAUUCAUCCCAAAAAACCAAGUCAGUGCUAACAAUAUUUCUGUUUCAAAAUAUACGUGAGAAACAAUAAUUAUCUUGAAAGUCUUUUGAUAAGAGAGCACAAACUUGCUUAACAGACAUUGGACAAAACAGCCACGUGUCGCAAUAUUAACCCAAACCGUAUCUGCAACUGAUUACAUCUAACUAGAAAGUCUUGAGAAAAAAUAACGAAAGUUAACUUAAAAGAAUUCACCAUGGGAAAAAUGUUUCAUUAAAUAUUCAACUUCUAAAAAACAUUUUAGUAGUGGCCAUAGACAGGCUGACACUUUUCACUAAAACGUCACCCCCCACCCCCCACGAUGGUCUGCCUGGCACGUGCCAAGAUUUUUUUUCACUACUGUUAUGAUCUCUUGUAUUUACAUCUGGGACCCACACGUUCCUACAUGGGGCAUUCUCUCAGUGUUGGCUCGUACACUGAAAAUGAUCUCAUAAAAACAACUAUAUUGACCGGUGUAAAAGCAGACAUGGAAUAGCAGGAUUUUUUUAAACGGGUAAUUCUUGUCGGAAUACUAUAUAUAUGUAUGUAUAUUAAAGAUGAGAACCGUGACAAUAACAAAUACAUUAAACAUUACCAUUCAUUAAAACGUGUUUUAAAAAAAAGAAACUUUCAAAGAAAUAAUUUUAAUGAAACCAUGAGCUACCGCAGUAUAGAAACAGCUUUUACAUUCAUGAUUUGAAUCCGUUAAUGGAUCCAUACAUAGUACGUACAUUAUAUUGGCAUCGGUGAUACUAUUAUCAAAUGUUAAUUUAUUACUAAACAAUAAUAUUCAAAAUAUAUUUGUAAUGAGAAUCUAAAAUUAUUCUUUUUUUUUAUUUACUCAUGCGGAUUUUAUAAAAAAAAUAUAUAUAAGCUGUUAUAAACAUACGCUGAUAUAGGGUUAUUGUGGAUAAUGAUGAAUUGAUAUGGUAGGUUUGAAUAAAAAACAGCCCCCCCCCCCUGUUUUAGAUGUAUACCCUAAGACUCACACAGAAGGUAUGAAGGGUUCAAGAAGAGUAUGAAACAGCGCCAACUGUUUUAUUCUCAUUGCACAUCACCGACAAGACAUACUAAACUCGCAUUAUUUCAACAAUGACGACAUGACAUCUGCCUCGCUUAUCAAUAAUUGGUAAUCGUUCAAUAUGUUUCAUUUGUUGCUUCGUCGAGUGUCAAUUCCUAUAAUUGUCUUACCAUAGAAUAACAGGUCUCGCUCCAGUAUCUUAUGGGCCAUCUCCUGAGUGAGGAUUUGUCGUCUUCUCAGCUUGUGCUCUUCUAUUUUAAAUUAAUCCCUAGGUUUUUUCGCCACCAUUCCAUUUGAAGAGGUUUUGAAUAAAAAUCACUGGCAUAAACCAUUUUUUUUAAAACCAUGCAUUUCGCAUAAAACGUUAAAGAUCUAGUCCCAUUUUCCCCCAAAACGGAAUGAUUAAUCUCUGGGCUCCUAAAGUAUUCGGAAUCAAUAAGAACGUGCCUCGUUUACACAGAUUAUGCACUUUGUCCCCUCCACCAAUCAUUUUUGUUGUGAGUAAACACUUAAAAAAAAUUCAUAAUUAUUUAAUCCUUCUUUCGAACAAUGCAAUAGUAAUUUUGAGUAACCCCCUCCCUUCCUCCCGACCCCCCCCCCCCUUUUUUUUUUUUUUUUUUUUUUUUUAACAAAUAAUUUUUUGUGCAUCCCACUUAGAUAAAAAUGAAACUAUUUGGACAUUCUGUUGAACUUUAAACUUGACGCAACUUGCCAAAUACUUGAAACAAUUUAUCUGUUUAGUUUUACCCGCCUUUCUACACUUGUUGAAAUUAACAUCACUUUCCGUAGGAAUGUUCAGAUUAGCUUCCUUGGUUACAAGAUUAUAAGUAACUGGAGGAAACCAUGGCCACCUGGUAGGUCUAAUCAAGAGGAGCAAACGCCAAAUUGGUUUUCUUUUCAUUCUUUGGCUGUUAAAUAUAUCGUUGUGUCCACACCCUUACAAUUAUAACAUCAAAUGUACAUAUUAAGCACUUUCAUUUUUUAAAGCCCCCAAUUUUAAUUGAUCAAAUUAAAUCACGUAAUUAUUAUAUUGGUGUAGAAAGAGGUCGCUGGUCGCGGCCAUUUUUUCUGCGCACCCCCCCACCCCCAUCCCCCUCCCCCCCCCCCAUCCAAGCUUUGCCUUCAAAGUUCAUAGUUUAAUUAUUUUUCAUUUUUUAAAUCACAACUUUGGAACCUUUAUACAUCGUAUAGCCAGACGACGUCUCUGUUUCUACUCUGCUUCUUAUGAUAAACGGUAACUGCCCUUACUGCGUUUAAUAUUGUGUUGACGUCGCUUGAUGUACGCAAAGAUCGCUCUGGUCUUAUUAAGAAAUGAAUCACGGAGCAUUUACCAAAUUACCGUCAUAGACAUAAUCGUUCCUGUCUACGGGACCACCUUGAUGGCCAGCUCUGCUUGAUGGGGGUGUGAUGUGUUGCAAUGGUCUAAAAUAAAAUUUAGGAUUAGCUUCCGCUAUUAUGCGUGCCUAAACGGCUGAUAAAUCUAUAAUGUACCGUGUUGUUAGACGCACGUCACUUUCUAUUUUUUGAAAACAAUCCACUUAAGUGAAGUUGAUUAUAAAAUGUAUUUCAUUCAAUUAUCUCCAACCAUGUGAGUUUUAGGUAGAUAACAAAAUUACAAACUAAAACUUAUUAUUUAAAUUUUUAAACAUAUAUUUUUUUCAAUGAAACGAAAUCAUAAGUCUCAAAUUUAGGCCUUAAGUAUGUCACGACAAGAACGGGCUCAUAUUUUAAAUGUUAUUUUUGGGUCGAAAGGGAACGUGAAAUUGCUGCAUGUGCUCCAUUCUAGAAUCUACUUCUAUGUAACACUUAAAUUCACUUUUUUGUUACAAAGGCAACGUCACCAAAUAUAAAUUACACCAUGACCUGUUCGACUUAGAAAAAAUAAAUUCAUUACAUCAUUUAUUUCUUCUAAUAAGCAAAUCUGAAUGUUCUGCGCUUUCAUGAAGUUCAGAGUGUAAUGUUCUGUAUCAUUUUAAACGUGUUUUGAUUUGUUAUGAAAUCUGAUCAUCUGUUUUUUAAUUAUUGGCUGUCUACAAAGGUAGAAUGUAAUUAAUGAACAAACUAUUGCAACUUCCACAAGGUCUUACAAUUCCAUAUCACGAUAUCAAUUCAUCGCACUUUAAAAAAAAAGUUUCAACAAACUUUAAGUUCACAUUUUGUAAAGCUGUUUGUUGUUUCAACGCCAUGGACCCAAAGUGUUCCGGCGCCUAGUGCUGAUGUGUGUGCCACUGUUAGUAACACAAUCCUGAGAUAAUCAUCUGACACACACAGGCUUGGGUAGUUUAGGCUUACAGAUUUCGGGUGUUUAAGCCUACAGACUUGGUGUGAUUAUGCCCACACCCUUGAGGUGUUUUGGUUUGAUACAGCCACUGAUUGAAUACGCCAUCACAGGCAAACAUACAACGUCUCAGUCUCCUUGCAUCAUUUCAUGUUGAAAAUAUUAAAUUGCUAGGUUACUUCACAAUCCAAUAAGCGUAGGCAAACAUCAAUGUUAGUUAAACGUUCAAUUUCAUGAGAACAACAUGGAGCCCUACCAACAUGGUGCACAACGAGACAGCAUAAAAAAAUGACGUCACUACACAGCAAACAAUGUGGUGUGCAAAACAAUGCGUAAUUAACAUUCUGUAUUUUGUAAUUUUCCAACAGUAACAUUAACAAGCAGGUUUAGCUUGCAUAAAAAAUAACCUUACAUUUAUUGUCUGUAACAAAUUCACAAUGCCCCAGGUGAGAAAUUCACAUAUAUUAUAACUUUUAGGCAAAAAUUACUAGGAAUUCUCAGACUUGUGCUGUCAUCCCGAUUUGAAAACACGUAUGAUCAUUAGAAGGAGCACACAACCGCUGAUAUAUAUCUAUAAAUACUGAUUCGAUUGUACGUCGACAAAGAUUUUAUACUUGAUAUAAAAUAUAUAUAUAUAUAUAUAAUAUAUAAUAUAUAUAUAUAAUAUAUAAUAUAUAUAUAAAUAGUCAUAUUUAUCCGCUACACGUUAUUUAAUUUGUUUGACAUGAAGACAAUCUACAAAUAUUGUUUACAUACUUAUAUUGAAAUUUCCUAAACUAGUAUGUUAAAAUACCUACACAAGGUUAUGUGAUCAACUUUCUGAGAUUAAAUUUUAAAAUCAUUUCUUUAAAAAAAAAAAGAAUAAUAAAGAUAAGGAUUACACCUUUUGAAAUGUUCAUUUUUUUUUUAAUUUGACGUUUGACGCCAAUUGGAAAAUCAGUCAUCAGCAAGUGCGCCUGGAAUCGAAACAAAUUAAAUACAGUCAUAUACAGUAAACUUUAGCCAAGUGAUCGGAACUUUAUGAAUCUAUUAGAAAAUUCAUGUGAGGCAUAAACAACGAUGACAACUCCAUUAGCUUUGAUCAUCUCCUCAUAUUCAGUCAUUUCUAUCCCUUUGAUCUAUUUGAUCCAUUUGAUCCUUUACUUAUAACAAUUAACGACACAUUUCUCUUAUUUGUUUAAAUUUAGAAAAAAAAACAACACUUUUUAACUAUGGUGGCAGCCAAGUGUUUAAAAAGAGAAAUUAAGUUUAAAACUCAACCUAACGUAGCAAUUAAUAUGUUUUUUUCCUCAUGAGAAUAUGAAUUUGUCUGCAACCAAUGUUGACUCAGACAGGAUAAACCCGCACAUUUAUCAUAUGAUGAUAAUAUAUAAUACCCAGCAACUGCUCUCAUAGAUAACAGAAAUAAAUUAAGCAAAUAGCAAGCUUAAUAAAAACAAAAAACUAAAGGUCACUUUAAACCCGAGCUUGAUAUUCUUUUUGUUUAAUAUUGACAGUGCAAUUGACGUGAGCACACACUAGGUCAAUGAAAGCUCGACAUUAGAUUGGGGAAAUAUUAUAAAAUAAAUCAAUCAGCCGCAUUUAAUUAGAUUCUAAUUAUUAUUUAUAUUUUUUAUUCAUAAUUACUACCAACCGGCACUAGUAUUGGAGGAGAAAUAUUUUUAAAUGUGUACACAAUGUAUAUGAAAUAACGAACCCUAGAUAACAUGCAUAACCUUUAAACAUAAGAUCUCUACCCCCCUUAACUCCAUUCUAUUCCACUCAGUUAUUCUCGACACCUCAAACACAUCUAGUCGUGUGUGGACAUCACUUCGACGUUCGUUUAAACUUGAAACUAUCAUAUUUGCCGGGCAUGGUUCUGCACUGUUCUAAAUAAUAUUGAUAGUUUUUAUUGGUACGUAGGCAGAAUGUUUUUCAAACGUAUGUUUUAGAAAGAAUAUAAAUUGAACAUUACACUCUGCCUAAAUAUUUUAUAGCACAAAAAAACCCAGAAGCCUUUCCUCAAAAAGUGACCUAUUCAUAUUGCACUGCUAGAAGAAAUAUAUAAUUUUAAAUAUAUAUAAAUAUAUAUAUAUAUAUAUAUAUAUAUUACAUUAUCACACCGCUGAAUGUGAAGAUUGCAGCAUUUAAGCAAUUGAUGCUCUAAUAAAAACAUCUUCAAAUAUUUCAUAGUCUUUUGUAGAAUACUAAAUAUUUAAUAACACAAAAAAACCCAGAAGCCUUUCCUAAAAAAGUGACCUAUUCAUAUUGAACUGAUAGAAGAAAUAUAUAAUUUUAAAUAUAUAUAAAUAUAUAUAUAUAUAUAUAUAUAUAUAUUACAUUAUCACACCGCUGAAUGUGAAGAUUGCAGCAUUUAAGCAAUUGAUGCUCUAAUAAGAACAUCUUCAAAUAUUUCAUAGGCUUUUGUAGAAUACUCUUAUGCAAAACUUAAUACCUAAAUUUUUUUCAUUAUUUCUUUGUGCUAAUUUUAUUUUUAGGUCAGCAACCAAAAUUUAUUAAAUUGUUUUUCGUCCUUACAACAUUAAAAACAAAAAAAUAUACGAACACAAAAAGAAAAAAAAAAAAUAUAUAUAUAUAUUUGUAUCCCUCUGAAGAUGUUAGACAACAACUCUUACAUUGGUACACGACCCGAUGACACUUAUCACAGUGCCAGCUUCGAUACAAUCAUAAGCGAUGAGAUUCGACGGUACUUUGAAGUCGUCAACUACGUUUUCCUCAGCGGAUCCAUCGGCCUCUUCGGAAUCUCCGCCAACAUCAUCAACAUCGUAGUGUUUACAAAGCAAGGCGUCACAGACUCCAUAACUGUCAGUCUGCUGGGCCUGGCCAUCUCAGACAUGUGUGCCCUGGUUACACUUGAGUGGUCUACGGUCCUCGCCAACCCGUUGCUGCUCAGGGCCGACAUCCAGUUCGUUCCUUCGGAGUUCCAGUACCUGACCGCGGGCUGGCCUCACUUUUGCUUCACGGGGAUCACUUGUUGGAUCACUUUUUACAUAACCAUCGAAAGAUGCAUAUGUAUCAAAUCUCCUCUUAAAGUCAAGCUCUUUAUAACACCGAGACUGUCUGGCAUUGUUGUCACUCUCAUUUUCCUUGUGUUUUUUCUGUCAUUGAUUCCAAUGUAUUAUUCCAAAUACUACGGCUGGAAGUUCUAUCCUGCCUACAACAGAACCCUACUGGGACUUCUCCAGAAGGACAAUUCUAAAAUAUUGGAAAGCUUGACCUUGGGCCUGAAUGUCACACUUCAAAUCACGUUCUUCUUGUUUACUAUCAUAAUCACUGCCAUUCUGGUUUAUGAACUGAGAGAGAAAGCAAAAUGGCGCAUGAUAUCGGCUAGCAAUAGUUUGCAGACGACUACCCGGGAACAUAGACUAGGGAAGAUGAUAAUCCUCUUAUCUACCAUACUCAUCGUGUGCUAUCUCCCGGGCACCGUGUUCAACAUCGUUGAAAUUCUUGUCCCAGAGUUCACCAUUUCGGGCAAGUACGAGAAUGUGUUUGAGACGGUCUGGUCGUUCGCUUGGAUCUUCCAGGCCACAAACUCCAGUGUUGGCAUUUUCGUCUACUACAACAUGAGCUCAAAUUACCGCUCGACGUUCCGUGCAAUAAUCUGCGGGGUGAAGACAUCUGACCCCUUCGAUAAAAUAAGUCAUGGUUAAACUCACUUGUUAACACAAUUUUUUUCUUUCCGUAUUUUAAUUUUUUUUUUUUUUAUAGUUUUUCGUUUUAAAAGGUCGAGGUCAAAUAUAUCAACAGAUGUAAUUUCUUGGCGUGAGCUAUACUAUUAGUAUCUUUGGACCAGCGGUGGCUUGUGAAUAGCAAUGUUCAACUCCAGCACGCUACUCAAAAAUUGAUUAAUAAAAUAUAGUCCAAGUGUAAUAUUUUUUUCUUUCUAGCUUUAACUCUUGCUCAAUAUUUAAUACUAUGAUAAUUUCGGUGGUCAUUGUCAUUCAUCACAUUGGUGAGAAAACUACAAUAAUGCUUGCAUGGAGCUGUGGACUUCAUAAAUCGAAUGACACUGUGUUUGGUCGUGCUCCCAAAAGAAAAAAACAACCUAUUUAGUGGAGUUCAGACGUCACGCGUGAAGCUCGUUUCACGACAGCCCUUUUUUUUCAACUCAGUACUAUUAAUACUGAGGAGUGGGAAUGGGGAGCCGGUUGUGAAGAGGAAGCAGGACGCACCAGAGACAAAAUUAAGAUGUGCCAAAAACUUUUCUGAAACAGCAUGCCCACAAAUUUAUGUCACGAGUCACCAUUGUUUGGCCCUAUCAGGGAUCAAAAAAAGAAAGGCCUCCUGACGCCACAGGGGAUGGUGAAGUGCGCUUUUGUUCGUUCGUUUACCUACUAUGUAUAGAGUGUGAGCUGAAAGAGCUACCGGUAUGUUGAUUUUAUUGACCUCAGAAUAAUGGCGGUCACUUGGUGCACGAUGUCUUAGCAAGAAAACUAGCUUCUUAGACAAAAGAUAAUGAGAAUUCAUGUAUUUUUGUAAAAAAGGAAAAAUAUAACAAUUUUAACCCAACACAAAUUUUAACAGCUCACAAGUUUAAUGUGAAAAAUGUGUUAUCAUUUAAAUUCGUCUAUAAAAAUUUCCUUAAUAAAAAUACCCACCCCCCCAAAAAAAAAAUAUUUAAAAAAAUCAAUAUAUUUCUGGCUUGUGAGGAUGUUUGGUAAAUGGUUUGUUACGCCUCAUGUCCAUGAUGGAAAUGUUUGACUAUAUUCUACAACGUAAACCGACCCUGCUUGUGUAAUGCCAUGCUUCUUUUAUUACAGUACUUUAUCUUUGGCAUUCGUCUGUCUUCUUUAGACGACGAUGUUGUUUAAAUUAAUAAAACGCGGUGACAGAGUUACUCUUCAUUCAUUAAUCGGCGCACGCUAACUGCAAGUCUUAGAGUUGAGAAUUCAAAGGCAUCGGUUGAAAUACAAAAAUGUCAUGUUUAAAUAGAUUUAAAAAAAAAAAUAUCAUCAUCUUCUUCUUUGCCUUAAUGAUCCAAUAGCUCCGAUUAUGUGACAUGAUUCAGAAUUAUAUUUCCUGAUAUAAUCACAAAGCAAUUUUACUGCAGUACCAAGUAAUAAUAUUCUAAAAAUGAUUUUUCUCUUAUUCGCCUUCUUAUCAAUCCAUGAUAUGUCGGUACAAUCCCCGUCCAAAAAAGUGAUGACCGGGAUAACAUGUACGCAUAACAAUAAACAGAUUUGUCCCGAAAACUAAGCCGGCUCUAACAAUGUUUCCGUUUCAAAAUAUACAGCUAAGGACUUUAGACGAAACAUCCACAAGUUAGCUGCCCGCAGCUUGAAAGUCUUUGAGACAAAAGAUGGACAGUUAACGGCGAAAGACCUCACAACGGAAUAAUGUUUCAUUCUAAAAAAAAAAUAUUAAACAUUCAAAACAUUGUAGUAGCGGCCAGAGACUGGCUGACACGUUGCAUUAAAACGACUCCCGGAUGAUCUGCCUGGCGCGUGCCAAGAUUGUAAACCAUGUUUGUGUUUACAUCUUGAACUUGCACGUUCGUACUUGAAGGCGUUCCCUCGGGGUAGGCUCGUAAACCAUCUCUAAACUCAUACAAAAUACUAAAUGACAUCUUUAGUAGUCGAAAUGAAAAGAUAACCAUUUUAAAAAAAUCUUUUUAAAUGGAACUGAUGUGGGAAUAACAAAAAACACGAACAAACAAAAGGGAUUAACAAUUAGAAUCAUGAACAUACCAAAUACAUUUUAAAAAAAUACAUUCAUUGCAAAUAUGCUUUAAAAAAAUUAUGGGAAUAACUAUAUAUUUAAAAAGAAGUUUCCGUAUGAUAUAAACGAACUUUACAUUCAUGCUUUGGACGUAUGGUAUUGUCUUUAUCACUACAUAGUAUAUUAUUUGGGCAGCAGGCAUGCGCUUAUGAAAUAUUUAUUUUUACUAUACAAUAAAAGACAAAAUAAAAAAAUAUAUAUACAAUAUAUUAAACGAGAAUGCGAUUUCCGGUUACCGGUUUUGAAGUUUUCCUUAAAAAUUUGAAUGAACGUACCAUUUUACAGAAGAAAAAAAAUUGUGCGUUCAUUCACAAAUUUGAGCGUGUGAACUGAUCUGAGAAAAUAUCAUGUCAGUCUGACCUUGUUCUGAGGCACAUUUGGGACUGCAUUUAAAAAAAACAACAAAUAAACGGUUUCAACCCAUGAUAUUAGUAUCCCUGGUUAAUAUUGUGUCGUCGACAAACCUAUUACUCUUCCUGUUAAUCGUCCGCAAGUUCACACUAUUAUGCAUACAAGCAAUAGCUUAAACGAUUUGCAAAAAAAAAUUGGUUUUAUUUCUUUGCUCUAAGGCAGGACGUUAAUGUUUCAAGUCGUUUUCAGUGUCGUGAUAUUUCGACGUUCAGCCCACGCAAUGAACAUUACGGCGAGAGUGGUUCAUAUCAACACUCCUGGAGUCCACCUGCCAGUUGUGCGAUUGCAUAGCUCAAUGCUACAUUUCAUUAAGGGUUUAUGAGAAAAAAAUAUAUUUUUUGAAAGGGAUAUUACAUUUAACUUUAAACCAAACUUGCAUCUUUUUGUCAUGGCAAGUAAAAAAAAACUGUCUUUGGCAUUUCAAUGUUUAGAAAACAUAAUCGUUUUUGUCUGCGCAACCACCUUUAAGGCUAGCCUCCUGAAUGGGUGCUUGAUGUGUUACAAUGGUCUAAUGCUGGGAGUGUGAUGAGUUAAAAUGGUCUAAUGCUCGGGGUGUGAUGUGUUACAAUGGUCUAAUGCUGGGCGUGUGAUGUGUUAUAAUGGUCUAAUGCUGGGCGUGUGAUGUGUUAAAACUGUCUAAUGCUGGGGCUUGAUGUGUUACAAUGGUCUAAUGCUGGGGGCUUGAUGUGUUACAAUGGUAUAAUGCUGGGGGCUUGAUGUGUUACAAUGAUCUAAUGCUGGGGGCUUGAUGUGUUACAAUGGUCUAAUGCUGGGGGCUUGAUGUGUUACAAUGGUAUAAUGCUGGGGGCUUGAUGUGUUACAAUGAUCUAAUGCUGGGGGCUUGAUGUGUUACAAUGGUAUAAUGCUGGGGGUGUGAUGUGUUACAAUGGUCUAAUGCUUGGGGUACGAUGUGUUACAAUUGUUUAAUGCUGGGGGCUUGAUGUGUUACAAUGUUCUAAUGCUGGGGGUGUGAUGUGUUACAAUGGUCUAAUGCUGGGGGUGUGAUGAGUUACAAUAAUCUAAUGCUGGGGGUGUGAUGAGUUACAAUAAUCUAAUGCUGAGGGUAUGAUGUGUUACAAUUGUUUAAUGGUAUAAUGCUGAGGGUGUGAUGUGUUACAAUGGUCUAAUGCUAGGGGUUUGAUGAGUUGCAAUAAUCUAAUGCUGGGGUGUGAUGUGUUAUAAUGGUCGAAUGUUUGGGGCUUGAUGUGUUACAAUGGUCUCAUGCUGGUGGUGUGAUGUGUUACAAUGGUUUAAAUAUAAUGUACGAUUAGCUUCCGCUAUGAUGCGUGUCAAAAUGGCUGAUAAUUUAUAAUGUACCAUGUUUUUCAGAAGCCCGUCAUUUUCUUUUUUUAAAAGCAAUCCACUAAAGUGAAGUUGAUUAGAAACUGUGUUUCAUUCAAUUAUCUCCAAGUUCUUAAACAUACAUUUUACAACGAAACGAAAUCAUGAGUCUCAAAUUUAGGCGUUACAACGAGAACGAUCUCAUAUUUUAAAUAUUAUUUCGGAACGUUAAAGAGCUGCAUGUGCUCCAUUCUAGAAUCUAUUUCUACGUCACACAUACAUUCAUUUUUUUACAAAAGCAACGUCACAAAAUAUGAAAUACACCAUGACCUGUAUGACUUAAUUAAUUACAUUAUUAAUUCACCCUCAUGAGCCAAUCUGAAUGUGCUAUGAUUUCAUGAAGUUCAGAGUGUCGUGUUCUGUACAAGUUAAACGUUUGUUGAUCUGUUAUGAAAUGUGAUCAUCUUUUUUUUUUUUAAUUAUUGGCUGUCUUCAAACAAACAUAGAAUGUAAUUAAUGAACAAACUAUUGCAACUUCCACAAGUUCUUACAAUUCCAUAUCACGAUAUCACGUCAUAUCAAAAUUAAAUACAGUAACAUAUAGUAACAUUAGCGAAGUGUUCAGAACUUUAUGAAUCAAUUAGAAAAUGCAUGUGUAGCAUAAACAACGAUGACAACUCCAUUAGGUUCGAUCAUCUCCUCAUAUUCAGCAAUUUCUAUCCCUUUGAUCUAUUUGAUCCAUUUGAUCCUUUGCUUAUAACAAUUGACGACACAUGUCUCUUCUUUUUCUUUAAUUUUAGAAGAAAAAAAUACUUUUAACUAUGGUGGUAGACAAGUGUUAAAAAGGGGAAAUUAAUUUAAAACUUAACAAAACGUGGAAAUGAAUUCUUUUUUUUCCUUAUGAGAAUAUGAAUUAUGUGAUCAUUUACCUGAAACCAAUGUUGACUCAGACAGGAUUAACCCGUACAUACAUAUGAUGAUAAUUUAUAAUACCCAGCAAUUAAAUGGUAUCAUAGAUAACAGAGAUAAAUUAAGCAAAUAAUAAACUUUAAAAAAACAACAACUAAAGAUCACUUGAAACACGAGAAUGAUUUUUUUUGUUUAAUAUUGACACUGCAAUAGAUGUGUGCACAGGGUAGGUCAAUGUGAUAAUUAGUAUGGGAAAGCUCAACGUUUUAUUGGGGAAAGUGUUAUAAAUUAUGUCAAUCAAGCGUAUUUAAUUAGAUUCUAAGUAUUAUUUAUAAUUUUUAUUAUUAAUUAGUACCGAAGGGCACUAGUAAUUGAAAAGAAAUAUUACCACAUGUGUACACAAGGUAUAUGAAACAACGAACCAAUAUUAACAUGGGUAACCUUUAAACACUAUCUACCCCACUCCCCCCCCCUCCCAAUUAACUCCAUAAAUGCACUUACGUUAUUCUCAACAGCUGAAACACAUUUAGUCUUGUGUGGAAAUCACUUCGACUUGCGUUGAAACUUGUAACUGCCAUAUUUUCCGGGCAUGUUUCUGCAAUGUUUUAAAUAAUAUUAAUAGUUUUUAUGGGUACAUCUAUAGGCAGAAUAUAAUUGAAACGUAUGUUUUAGAAAGAAUAUAAAUAGACCAUUAAACUCUGCCUAAGUAUUUUUAGUAAAAAAAACACAGUAGAGUUUUCUCAUGAAAUGACCAAGUGAUAUUGCACUGCUAGAAGAAAUAUAUAUAUUUAAAUAUAUAUACAUAUAUAUAUUACAUUACCAAAAAUGAUGACUGUGAAGAUUACAGUAUGUUGGCCAUUGAUGUUUUGAUCAAGGCAUCUAAAAAUUCUUGAUAGGCUUUUGUAGAAUACGUUUAUGCAAAACUCAAUGCCUAAAUUUUAAUUAUUUCUUUGUGCUAAUUUUAUUUUUAGAUAACCAAAACUAUUUUCUAAACGAGUUUUUCAUCCAUACAACACUAAAAAAAAUACGAACGCAAAGAUAAAAAAAAAAGUACAUAUAUAAUAUAUUUAUAUCCCUCUGAAGAUGUUAGACGACACUAAAAUUUCUACGCAGCCCGAUGAAACCUAUCACAGUGCAAGUUACGAUAAAAUUAUAAGCGAUGAGAUUCGACGGUACUUUGAAGUCGUCAACUACGUUUUCAUCAGCGGAUCCAUCGGCCUCUUCGGUAUCUUCGCCAACAUCAUCAACAUCUUGGUGUUUACAAAGCAAGGCGUCACUGACUCCAUAACCGUCAGUCUGCUGGGCCUUGCCAUCUCAGACAUGUGCGCCCUGGUAACACUCGAGUGGUUUACGGUCCUCGCAAACCCGUUGCUACUCAGGGCCGAUAUCCAGUUCGCUCCUUCGGAGUUCCAGUACCUGACCGCGGGAUGGCCUCACUUUUGUUUCACAGGUAUCACUUGUUGGAUCACUUUGUACAUAACCAUCGAAAGAUGCAUGUGCAUAACAUUUCCUCUUAAGGUAAAGCUCUUUAUAACACCAAGAAUGUCUGGCAUUUUGGUCACUCUCAUUUUCCUUGUGUUUUUUCUCUCAAUGAUUCCAAUGUAUUAUUCCAACUACUACGGCUGGAAAUUUUAUCCUGCCUACAAUAAAACUCUGCUGGGUCUUCUCCACAGGCAUAAUUUCCAAUUAUUUGAAAGCGUGACCUUGGGCCUUAAUGUCGCCUUUCAAAUCACGUUCUUCUUGUCCAUAAUCAUAGUCACUGGCAUUCUUGUUUGUGAACUGAGAGAGAAAACAAAAUGGCGCGCGAUGUCGGCUAGCAAAAGUUUUCAGACGACAACCAGGGAACAUAAAUUAGGGAAGAUGAUAAUCCUCUUAUCUUCCAUUCUCAUCGUGUGCUAUCUCCCGGGCACCGUGUUCAACAUCGUUAAAAUUCUCGUCCCAGAGUUCACCGUUUCGGGCAACUACGAGAAUGUUUUUGAGACCGUCUGGUCGUUUGCUUGGAUUUUCCAGGCCACCAACUCCAGUGUCAACAUAUUCGUCUACUACAACAUGAGCUCAAAGUACCGCUCAACGUUUCGCGUGGUUGUAUUCGGGGUGAAGGCAUCUGAACCCUUCGAUAAAAUAAGCCAAAGUUAAACUCAUUCGUAAAAACACAUUUUUUCUGUUAUUCAUAAUAAAGAAAAAUAUAGGUUUUCGUUUUAAGAUGUCGUAGCCAAAUAUAUCAACAGAGGUUGUUUCUUAGAGUGUCUUUUCAUUCUUGCUUUAACAUUGAUACUAAUUGAUACUAUGAUAACGUAAUGACAAUAAUGCUUGUAUGUAGCUGUGGACUUCGUAUAUCAAGUGACACUGUGUUUGAUCAAGAAAAAAUCAACCAAUUUACUGGGCUUGAGACGUCACGAUGGAAGCCUGCUGCGUUACAGCCUUUUCCCCCACUCAGUACUAAUAAUACUGUGGAGUUUGGGGGGGGGGGCUGUUCUGAAGAGGAAGCACUACGCACAAGAAGCAAAAAUAAGAUGUGUCAGAAAAUGUUCUGAAACAGCAUGCUCACAAAUAUAAGUCGCCACUGCCUGCCCAUAUUAGGGUCCAAAAAAAAAAUCUGUACCUAUCAAACAUCAAGAACUCCAGACGCCUCGAGGAGGUGGUUAAGUGCGCUUUGGCUUGUUCGUUUACCUACUACCUACAACAAGGUGUGAGCUGAAAGAGCUACCGGUAUGUUGGUUUUAUUGAUCUCAGACUAAUGGGGGGGUCACUUGGUGCACAAUGUCUUAGCAAGAAAACUGGUUUCUAGACACAAGAUAAUAAGAAUUCCCGUAUUAAAAAAAAAAAGAAAAAAAUCAAUAAUUUUAACUUAACAAAAACGAUAACAGUUAACAAAGUUAAAGUGAAAAUGUGUUAGUAUUUCAAUCCUUUAAAAGACUUUUCCGUAAUAAAAAGACAAAGGAAAUAAAAAAAUUGCUGGCUUGUGAGGAUGUUUGGUAAAUGGUUUGUAAAGCUUCAAGUCCAUGAUGGAAUGUUCGAAUAUAUUCAACAACGUAAACCGACCUUGCUUAUGUAAUGCCUUGCCUCUUUUGUUACAUUAGUUUAUCUUUGGCAUCCGUCUGUCUUCUUUAGACGACCAUGUUGUUUAAAUUAAUAAAACACAAUGACAGAGUUACUCUUUAUUCAUAAAUCGGCGCACUCUCACCGCAAGUCUUAGAGUUGAGAAUUCAAAGGCAUACGUUCAUAAAUAAAAAAAUGUCAUGUUUAAAUAGAUUUUCCCUAAAAUAUCAUCAUCUUCUUCUUUGUCUUAAUGAAAAAAUUUUGCUGCAGUACCAAGUAAUAAUCUUUUAAAAAUGAUUUUCUCUUAUUCGCCUUCUUAUCAAUCCAUGAUAUGUCGGUACAAUCCCCGUCCAAAAAAAGUGAUGACCGGGAUAACAUGUACACAUAACACUAAACAGAUUUGUCCCGAAAACUAAGCCAGGUCUAACAAUGUUACCGUUUCAAGAUAUACAGUUCAGGACUUAAGACGAAACAUCCACGCGUCGUCGCUAUUUUUUUUAAAAAUCGUUCAAGUUCGCUGCCCGCAACUUGUAAGCCUUUGAGACAAAAGGUGGACAGUUAACGGCGAAAGACCUCACCACGGAAUGAUGUUUUAUUCUAAAAAAAAAAUGUUAAACAUUCAAAACAUUUUAUUAACGGCCAAAGACAGGCUGACACGUUGCAUUACAACGACUCCCGGAUGAUCUGCCUGGCGCGUACCAUGAUUGAAUACCACUUUUAUCAUCUCCUUUGUUUACAUCUUGAACUUGCACGUUGGUACUUGAAGGCGUUCCCUCAUGGAUGGCUAAUAAACCAUCUCUAAACUCAUACUAAAUAUUAAAUGGCAUCUUUCACAGUCGAAAUAAAAAGAUAAGGAUUUUACAAAAAAUAUUUUUAGUUGUAAAUGAUGUGGAUUAAAAAAAAAACACGAACAAACAAAAGGGAUUAAAUAUUAGAAUCAUGAAAAUGCAUAAAGUGUUUCUACCCACGACUCACAAAUCUUUAGUAUCUUUCGGGAUUUGUUCUGAUGGAGGGAAGAGAACUACCAGAACGACCGAUAUACAUAGAUCUCUUAUCUUUCUGGCAAUCUCCUGAUGGAGGGAUAUGAACAGAUUAUGUUUUUUUUUCGUUGACUCAGCUUGUGUUCCUCUAUUUUAUAUUAACCCUUGAUUGUUUUGUGUCAAUUCCUGAAAAACAACAACACAGCUUUAUUCGUUUGAAGAUAUUUUAAUGGAAUGCGAGGGAACAUAAAGCAAAAUACAUGAGAGCGAUGACAUGAGACGCUAUGUGAUGAACACGAACGUCAACCUAAGUCAUUAAUGCUGAAUGGAAAUAUUUCCUGGCAAUAAUGUUUUUCGGGGACUUUUUAACAGAGAUAAGAUGUUUUAAUUUUUUUUUAAAUCUAUUAAAAUUUAACAGUAGCAAAUUAGGGAAUAAUAUCGUGAUAUUAUUGUUUUUAAAAAUUAUCAGAAAAUAAACUUGACCUUACAAUUAAUCAGCAAUCUUCUUACAACUCAAAAUGCCAAUGACUUCUAACAUCUCGUAGAUCUCUAAGUGAACAAUUUUAUAUUGAUUUUUUUUUAGUAUCAAAGUUUUUUAAUAUCAUCUUAACUGAUUUUUUUCAGACAUUAAAAAAAAUGAUUACUAUUAUUAUUGUGUGUGUGUGUUUGUGUGUGUUAACUCACUUUAAAGCAAAAAGACAAAUUUGUUUAAACAUAUAAAAAAUCUUAAGGAUUGUAUUUCUAUUUAAACUAACUUCUUAACUCCAUUUUCACAAUAUGUCCUAAAUGACGUCAUUAACAUUUAAGUUGAGUCCUUUGUGGUCAGGACAAAGACAUCUUGAUUUGAAAUGAUACAUUUGUCUUUCCUUUUGUUGUAAACAUUCAGUACUUCUGUGAUUUAAAAAAAACUAUUUAAAAAAUCUAGGAGCUAUUUAAUGAAAGUUGUGUUGUGAAUUGUGGGUCUCAGAGCGUAGAUAUGGCUCGAUGACGAUGCUCCACGCAUUUCUCUUUUGUAAGAAGCUAAUCAGUGAGUGAAAAUACACGUUGUUGUAUAUUGUAUAGGGACAGAAAACAAGGAGCGGACAACUCAUCAAUAGAAGGAGCCUGAUUAAAAUAUGAUGAGUGAUCGCAUUUACAACAGCUGUGGGUCCGUUUGAGAUGUAGGACCAUGGAUCGUUCCGGAUGAAAGGAUGCUGUGUGUUGGACGUGUGUCUAUGUCCAUGUGAUAAUUAAUUCUAUCUCCUCACCAAUUACACUGUCAGUCGCAUAAAUGUUUGAUUAUUUGGGCAUGUCCGAAUACAAAUUGCGUUUUCUUAAUAAAAGACAUUUUAAAGAAAAGACAAUUUAAAGAAAAGACAAUUUAAAGAAAAGACAAUUAGUCUUUAAGCAAAAUGGAUGCCGUAAAAAGGAAGGUGGAGGCAGAAGGCGGUAAAGGGGGGGGGGAAGAGGGAGGUAAAGGGGGAGGCAGAGGGGGGAAGGGUGUUGUUAGUCUCUCUUAAAACACAGUAGCUUCCAGAUAAAAAAAAAAAAGAAAGGGGGUUCCCCCCCCCCCCCCCCAACAAUUAAACAGUCAACAGCCUUGUUAUCUCCGAUGGGAGAUUUCGUUAAACCAUCUGCACACGACACACUCAUUAGACGUAUCAGGAUAUUUCCUAACCCUACUCGUUCAGAUAUUCAGGCGUAGAUUUGUUUCUUUAUAGGCUCUCUUACUUCCCGAACCUCUCUUUCUCUCAAUCUCUGUCUUUCUCUUGUUCUCGCACUCUCUCUAUCUAUCUCUCUCUCUCUCUCUCUCUCUCUGUCUCUGUCUACUAUAUCUCUCUAUUUAUUCCACUGUCUCUCCUUAGCACAUUCUCUCUCCUUGUAUCUCUCCUUGUCUCUCUUUUUCACUAUUUCGAUUUUAUAUCUCAUUCUCACUCACUAUCUCAUAAUUAUAUAAAUAACUAAAUAUAAAUAUUUAUAUAAAUCGAUAUAACCAGACAUGUGGUAAAUUGUGUUUUGUUACAAGGCAUGAUCAUAAGUGCAGAACAUAUUUUAGUAAUUUUGAGCUUAGAAUGUAUGAUAUAAAACCUAUGUUAUCAAUGUGUCCAGAUGUCACCUAAUCUUCAUACGACUUGUUAAGUCGUUGGGUCCUGAGUCAAAUAUAAAUGUGUUCACCCUGCCCCCAAUUGUUUUGAAAUGAUUAGUUUAAGGCAUCAUAUUUCCCGUUUCAUCUCUGAUGACUUUUGUCAUUGUGAGCAGCUUUAUAUUUUAUCACCGUAAGGUUGUGAUAACAUACAUAUUUUAUUCAAAAUUUGGUCAUACAUCGCACGCCCCCUUCUGAAGGCUCUCCUUGUGAGGCAAACGUUAGAGUUAGUUUAAAAGCCUUGCAUGCCGUGGGGUGCUCCAGUCCACCAUUGGCUUUCUGAUGAGCUAAUAUUAAGGAUAUUAAACGAGAAUGCGAUUUCCGGUUAUCGGUUUUGAAGUUUUCCUCAAAUAUUUGAAUGAACGUACUAUUUUACAGAAGAAAAAAACAAUUGUGCGUUCAUUCACAAAUGUGAGCGUGUGAACUGAUCUGAGAAAAUAUCAUGUCAGUCUGACCUUGUUCUGAGGCACAUUUGGGACUGCAUUUAAAAAAACAACAAAUAAACGGUUUCAAUCCAUGAUAUUAGUAUCCCUGGUUAAUAUCGUGUUGUCGACAAACCUAUUAAUCUUCCUGUUAAUCGUCCACAAGUUCACACUAUUAUGCAUACAAGCAAUAGCUUAAACGAUUUGCAAAAAAAAAAAUGGUUUUAUUGUUUUGCUCUAAGGCAGGGCGUUAAUGUAUCAAGUCGUUUUCAGUGUUGUGAUAUUUCGACGUUCAGCCCACGCAAUGAACAUUACGGCGAGAGUUGUUGAUAUUAAGACUCCUGGAGUCCACCUGCCACUUGUGCGAUUGCAUAGCUCAAUGCUACAUUUCUUAAAGGGUUUAUGAGAAAAAACUUUUUUUUGAAAGGGAUAUUACAUUUAACUUUAAAACAAACUUGCAUCUUUUUGUCAUGGCAUGGAAAAAAAUAACUGUGUUUGGCAUUUCAAUGUUUAGAAAACAUAAUCGUUUUUGUCUGCGCGAACACCUUUUAGGUUAGCCUACUGGAUGGGUGCUUGAUGUGUUAGAAUGGUAUAAUGCUGGGGGCUUGAUGUGUUACAUUCGUCUAAACCUGGGGUUGUGAUGUGUUACAAUUGUCUAAUGCUGGGGGUGUGAUGAGUUACAAUAAUCUAAUGUUGGGGGUGUGAUGAGUUACAAUAAUCUAAUGAAUGGGGUGUGAUGAGUUACAAUAAUCUAAUGUUGCGGGCUUGAUGUGUUACAAUUGUCGAAUGUUGGGGGCUUGAUGUGUUACAAUGGUCUCAUGCUGGUGGUGUGAUGUGUUACAAUGGUCUAAAAUAUAAUGUAGGAUUAGCUUCCGCUAUGAUGCGUGCCAAAUAGGCUGAUAAUUUAUAAUUUACCAUGUUUUUCAGAAGCCGGUCAUUUUCUAUUUUUAAAAGCAACCCACUAAAGUGAAGUUGAUUAGAAACUGUGUUUCAUUCAAUUAUGUCUAAUCCUUUGAGUUUUACUUAAAUUACAGAAUUACAAACUAAAACUUAUUAUUUAAGUUUUUAGACAUAUAUUUUUCAACGAAACGAAAUCAUAAGUCUGAAAUUUAGGCUUUAAGAGUGUUACAACGAGAACGGUCUCAUAUUUUAAAUAUUAUUUUGGAAGUAACGGGAACGUUAAAGAGCUGCCUGUUCUCCAUUCUAGAAUCUAUUUCUAUGUCACACAUCAAUUAAUUUUGUUACAGAGGCAACGUCACAAAAUAUAAAAUACACCAUGAACUGUACGACUUAGAAAAAUAAAUUAAUUACAUUAUUCAUUUAUUCUAAUAAGCAAAUCUGAAUGUUCUAUGAUUUCAUGAAGUUCAGAACUUAGUGUUCUGUACAUGUUGUUGAACGUUUGUUGAUUUGUUUUGAAAUGUGAUCAUCUGUUUUUUAAUUACUGGCUGUCCAUAAACAAAAAAAGAAUUAAUUAAUGAACAAAUUAUUGCUACUUCCACGUCGUCUUUCAAUUCUAUAUCACGAUAUCAAUUCAUUGCACUUUAAAAAAAAAAGAUUUAACAGACUUGAAGUUCACAUUUUGUAAAGUUGUUUGUUGUUUCAAACCCUUGGACCCAAAGUGUGCAGACGUCCAGUGCUGAUGUGUGUGCCACUGUUAGUAACACAGUGCUGAGAUAAUCAUCUGACACACACAGGCUUGGGUAGUGUAGUCUUACAGUUUUCGGUUGUUUAAGCCUACAGAAUCUGGUGUUUAUGCCCACACUAUAGGGUUGUUUUGGUUUGAUACAGCUACUGAUUGAAUCCACCAGCACAGGCAAACAGGCAACAUUUUAUCUACUGGCAUCAUUUCAUGUAUCUGUGGAAAAUAUUAAUUUUCUUAGUUACUUCACAAGGAAGAUAAUCAAAUAAGCAUUGGCAAACGUCAAAGUUAUUUAACGCAUUAUUUCAUGGUAACAACAUGGAUCCCUACCAUUAUUGUGCACGACAAGACAAAAAACAUGUCGUCACUACACAAAAAAACACCAAAAAAUAAUGUGGUGUUGUAACGCAUAUGCUCUGACAUCAUUGUAACUUAGUGGGUUAUGUCAGUAGCAUGGUCACUUGUUUUAUGUUAAUAAUUCAGGAUGCCGGCUAAGACUUCUUCAUUCUUCCACUUAUUAUCCAGGCACGCAAAGAAGGAUACUGAAUUCUAAUUAAACUUACAGUACUUUAUUGAAUCACACUUUACACAGAUAAUAUUAAUAAUAAUCCUUGCAUGAAUGUAAUCAUUUCACAUAUAUAUAUAUAUAUAUAUAUAUAUAUAUAUAUAUAUAUAUAUAUAUUAUUCCAUCACUCAGAAAGACACUUCCUCACACAUACAGUACUUUAUUGAAUCACACUUUACACAGAUAAUAUUAAUAAUAAUCCUUGCAUGAAUGUAAUCAUUUCACAUAUAUAUAUAUAUAUAUAUAUAUAUAUAUAUAUAUAUAUAUAUAUAUAUUAUUCCAUCACUCAGAAAGACACUUCCUCACACUGCUAUAACUCAGCUCAACUGUACUAUAUCUCAACUCUAACUCAACUCUUCUGCUUUCAAUCAACUCCACUGCCCCUUUUAUUACCAGCAAAGCGUGGAAACGACCGCUUUGACAAAAACAUAAUUUCCUCUCCAAAAACGUGGAGUUCACAUUUGCUUCUCAAUAAUACAAUACACUCUCCUCGAGGCAAAACAUGGUCAACACAAUUCACUGUUCACUCAUGCUACCUCUCUGUUUUCUUGUGAAAACAUAGUCUGUUACAGGUGUUCACAUCCCUCUGAUGCAACCUUAAAUUGUAUCUUGCAGCCAUAGCAAUGACUGUGUGCAUUGACUCAGAUCUAAAAACUGGACAGAAUGUCUCAUAAAGUCAAGUCCAUAUCUCUUUGAGUAGCCUUGUGCAAACAACCGAGCUUUAUGUCUCUCAGCGUUUACAUUGAUCUUGAACACCCAUUUGCUUCCUUUUGGUAGGUCUACUAAGUCCCCGACUUCGUUUUCUUGAAGUGAUUCAAAUUCUUUAUCCAUCGCCGUUAACCAUUGAUACUUUUGUGAGCUCGUCUGUCUCACUGUACAGGGUUCUUCUAGAUCUUUAGUCAAGUUUAACCAUUGACUAUAACGAUUAAAAGGGCGUUUAACUCUCGCUGGUCGUCUGACAUCUCGCUCCUCAUCAACACAUUCAUUAUCACGAUCAUCAACACGACUCACUUCUUCUUCAACAUCAUCAUCAAUGAAUUCCAGAAAUAUAGGUGUUGAGUCCUUAGACAUUUCAGUCUCCUUCUCAAGACCGAUCUUGUUUUCAUUAAACAGAACAUCUCUACUGUAAAGAAACCUUUUCGUUUUCAAAUUGUAUAGGCGAUAACCCUUGACAUCGAUUCUGUGGCCAAGAAUAAUGCAUUUCUGUGUUUUUGUAUCGAGCUUCUGUCUUUCAUCUUUAGGAAUAUGUUCAUACGCCACACAUCUAAACACUUUUAGUUAAUCGACACUGGUUUCGUACAGUUAACACCUCAGAUGGUGAAGUACCUUGAAGAGUAUUAACAGGACUUCGAUUCUGCAGAUAUACAGCUGUUGACACUGCUUCUGCCCAUAAUGUGUAUGGUAGCUGUGCCUCUGCCAGCAAGGAACGUGCUGCGUUCUCAAUAGUCCUGUUCUUCCUCUCUGCUACUCCAUUUUGUUCUGAUGUUUUUGGAACAAUCAGUUCAUGACGAAUAAUCAAACAAAAAUAGGCAAACAUCAAUGUUAGUUAAAUGUUUCAUUUCAUGAGAACAACAUGGAGCACGAUAAACAAUGUGUUGUGCAAAACAAUGCGUAAUUAACAUGCAGCAUUUUAUCAUUUUCCAACAGUAUCAUUGGCAUUGAUCAGUUUUAGCUUACCUAAAACAUGGCCUUACAUAAAAGUCUGUAACAAAUUCAGGAUGCCACAGGUGAGAAAUGUACAUACAUUAUAACUUUAAGGGCGAAACUCACUAGUAAUUCUCAGGCUUUGUGCUUUCCUUCCACCUAAAACAUGUGUGAUUAAAAUGAUCAACUAACCGCUGAUGGGACAGCCGUAUAGAUCUAAAACUACUAAUUCAAUUGUGCGUCAUUUGACAAAGGUUUUAUACUUGAUAGAGACAUGGUUAUACGCUACACGUUAUUUCAUUUGCUGACUUAAAGACAAUCUACAAAUAACACACAUUUAAAUGCUAAUAUUGACAUUUUAUAAAUUAGUAUAUUAAAAUGCCUACACAUGGUUAUGUGAUGAAGUUUAUCAAAUUAAAUUUUAAAAUCAUUAAUUUUACACAUAAAAAUAAUUCAGACAAGGACUCCACAACCCACAAUUCCAUUUUUGUUUUGUUUUUUGACGUUUGACACCAAUUGGAAAAUCAAGCCUCAGAAAUGCGCCUGGAAUCGAAACAAAUUAAAUACAGUCACAUAUAGUAACAUCAGCGAAGUGAUCAGAACUUUAUGAAUCAAUUAGAAAAUGCAUGUGUAGCAUAAACAAUGAUGGCAACGCUAUUAGGUUUGAUCGUCUCCUCAUAUUCAAUCAUUUCUAUCCCUUUGAUCUAUGUGAUCCUUUGCUUAUAUUUUGAUAACAACGGAUUACACAUUUCUCUUCUUUUAAAAAAAAUUUUUUUGACAUUUUAAUUUUUUAAAAUAUACUUUUUAACGUGGUAGCCAAGUUUUUAUAAGGAGAAAUUAAUUUAAAACUUAACCAAAAGUAGAAAUGUAUUUUUUUUCUCAUGAGAAGAAGAUGAAUUGUGUGACCAUUUGUCUGCAAUCAAUCCCGACUCAGGCAGGAUAAACCCGUACAUACAUUAUAUGAUGAUCAUAUAUAAUACAUAGCAAUUAACUGCUAACAUAGAUAACAGAAAUAAAAUAAGCUAAUUAUAAACUUUUAAAAAUUAAAGGUCACUUUAAACACGAGAUUGAUAUUCUUUUUGUUUAAUAUUGACAGUGCAAUUGAUGUGUGUAUACACCAGCUGAAUGUGAUCAUUAGUGAUCAUUAGGUUGGGCAAGCUCAACAUUCGAUUGGAGAAAUUAUUUUAAAUUAAGUCAAUCGACCGAUUUAAUUAACUUAUAAUUAUAAUUAUUUUUAUUUAUUAUUAAUUAGUACCGAAUGGGGGGAGAAAUGUUUUCAAAUGUGUACAUAAUCUAAAUGAAAUAACGAACCCUAGAUAACUUGUGUAACCUUUAAACAUAGGAAAGCUAUCCCCUUAAAUCCAUAACAGCUAUAUUAUUCUCGACGAUUCAAACACAUUUAAUCUUGUGUGGAAAUCGCUUCGAAGUUCGUUGAAACUAAGUUUAAAGGCCUAGCUGUCAUAUUUUCUGCAAUGUUCUAAAUAAUAUUAAUAGUUUUUAUAGGUACUUUGGCAGAAUAUUAAACGUAUGUUUUAGAAAUGAUAUAAAUAGAACAUUAAAAUCUUCUUUACAAUCUUAUAGAAAAAAAAAACUGUAGUCUUUUCUCAUAAAAUGACAAUAUAGAUAUAUAGAUAGAUAGAUAUUGCAGCAUGAAAUUCAUUGAUGCUCUAAUAAAGGCAUAUUCCAAUUCUUGAUAGGCAUUUGUAAGAUACUUUUAUGCCAAACUCUUUAACCUAAAUUUUAAUUAUUUCAUUUUUCUAAUUUCAUUUAUAGAUUUAAAAUAAAAAAAUUCUUAACAAGUUUUUCAUCAUAAAACAUUUUAACAAAUACGAAGCGAAGAACAAAAAAGUAAAUAUAUAUAUUGUAUCCCUCUGAAGAUGUCAGACAAGUCUUACAUUGGUACACGACCCGAGGAAACCGAUCACAGUGCAAGUUACGAUAAAAUAAUAAGCGAUGAAAUUCGACGGUACUUUGAAGUCGUCAACUACGUAUUUCUCAGCGGAUCCAUCGGCCUCUUCGGUAUCUUCGCCAACAUCAUCAACAUCGCGGUGUUUAGAAAGCAAGGCGUCACUGACUCCAUAACCGUCAGCUUGCUGGGCCUGGCCAUCUCAGACAUGUGCGCCCUGGUAACACUCGAAUGGUUUACGGUCCUUGCCAACCCGUUGCUACUCAGGGCCGACAUCCAGUUCGUUCCUUCGGAGUUCCAGUACCUGACCGCGGGAUGGCCUCACUUUUGCUUCACGGGUAUCACUUGUUGGAUUACUUUUUACAUCACCAUGGAGAGAUGCAUAUGUAUCACAUUUCCUCUUAAGGUAAAGCUCUUUAUAACACCAAGACUGUCUGGCAUUUUGGUCACUCUCAUUUUCCUUGUUUUUUUUCUCUCAAUGAUUCCAAUGUAUUAUUCCAACUACUACGGGUGGAAAUUUUAUCCUGCCUACAAUAGAACUCUGCUGGGUCUUCUCCGCAGGGAUAAUUUCAAAGUAUUUGAAAGCGUGACCUUGGGCCUAAAUGUCACCUUCCAAAUCACGUUCUUCUUGUCCAUCAUCAUAGUCACUGGCAUUCUCGUUUAUGAACUGAGAGAGAAAACAAAAUGGCGCACGAUGUCGAGUAGCAACAGUUUGCAGACGACAACUAGGGAACAUAAAUUAGGGAAGAUGAUAAUCCUCUUAUCUUCCAUUCUCAUCGUGUGCUAUCUCCCGGGCACCGUGUUCAACAUCGUUGAAAUUCUUGUCCCAGAGUUCACCGUUUCGGGCAACUACGAGAAUGUUUUUGAGACAGUCUGGUCGUUUGCUUGGAUUUUCCAGGCCACCAACUCCAGUGUUGGCAUUUUCGUCUACUACAACAUGAGCUCAAAGUACCGCUCUACGUUUCGCUUGAUUGUAUUCGGGGUGAAGACAUCUGAACCCUUCGAUAAAAUAAGCCAAAGUUAAACUCACUCGCAAACACACAUUUUUUCUGUUAUUCAUUGUAAAAAAAAAAAAAUAGAAUUUCGUUUUAAGAGGUCAUAGUCAAAUAUAUCAACAGCUGUGGUUUCUUAGAGUAAGCUAUAUUACUAUUAAUUCGGCCCCAUUGCAGAGUGUAAAUAAAACUUUCCGACUCCAGCACUCCAUAGUUUCCCUCAAAAUUGAUGAAUAAAAUUAAUGUAAGAAUAAUUUGUUUUUUCAUUCUUGAUUUAACUUUGACAUACUUUUUGAUACUUUGAUAACAUAAUGACAAUAAUGCUUGUUUGUAGCUGUGGAUUUCGUAUAUUAAGUGACACUGUGUUUGAUCGUGCUACCAAAAGAAAAAGAAAAACUGAACGAAUUUGCCGGACUUGAGACGUCACUUGUGAAGCCUGCUACGUUACAGCCUUUUUCCCCACUCAGUAUUAUUAAUACUGUGGAGUUUGGGGGGCGAGGGGGGGGAGACUAUUCUGAAGAGGAAGCAGUACGCACCAGAAGCAAAAAUAAGAUGUGUCAAAAGAUGUUCUGAAACAGCAUGCCCACAAAUAUAAGUCGCAACUGCCUGCCCAUAUCAAGGUCCAAAAAAAUCUGUACCUAUUAAACUUCAAGAACUCCAGACGCCUCGAGGAGGUGGUUAAGUGCAUUUUGGCUUGUUCGUUUACCUACUAUCUACAACAAGGAGUGAGCUGAAAGAGCUACUGGUAUGUUAGUUUUGCUCAUCUCAGACUAAUGAGGGGUGCACAAUGUCUUAGCAAGAAAACUGGUUUCUAGACACAAGAUAAUAAGAAUUCCAGUAUUAAAACAAAGAAAAAAAGUAACAAUUUUAACCCAACAAAAACGAUAACAGUAAACAAAUUUCAUGUGAAAAAUAUGUUAUUUUUUAAAUCCUUUUAAAGUCUUUUCCUUAAUAAAAAUACAAAAGAAAUAAAAAAAUUGCUGGCUUGUGAGGAUGUUUGGUAAAUGGUUUGUAAAGCUUCAAGUCCAUGGAAAUGUUCGAAUAUAUUCUACAACGUAAACCGACCCUGCUUAUGUAAUGCCUUGCUUCUUUUGUUACAGUACUUUAUCUUUGGCAUUCGUCUGUCUUCUUUAGACGACGAUGUUGUUUAAAUCAAUAAAACACAAUGACAGAGUUACUAUGUAUUUAUAAAUCGGCGCACUCUCACCAAAAGUCUUAGAGUUGAGAAUUCAAACGCAUCGGUUCAUAAAUAAAAAAAAUGUCAUGUUUAAAUAGAUUUUCACUAAACUAUCAUCAUCUUCUUCUUUGUCUUAAUAAACAAUUUUGCUGCAGUACCAAGAAAUAAUCUUUUAAAAAUGAUUUUUCUCUUAUUCGCCUUCUUAUCAAUCCAUGAUAUGUCGGUACAAUCCCCGUCCAAAAAAAAGCGAUGACCGGGAUAACAUGUACGCAUAACAAUAAACAGAUUUGUCCCGAAAACUAAGCCAGGUCUAACAAUGUUACCGUUUCAAAAUAUACAACUAAGACAAAAGAUUGAAAGUUAACGGCGAAAGACCUUACCACGGAAUAAUGUUUAUUUAAAAAAAAAAUUAAAAUUAAACAUUUAAACAUUCAAAACAUUUUGGUAGCGGCCAAAGGCAGGCUGACACGUUGCACUAAAAGGACUCCUGAUGAUCUGCCUGGCGCGUGCCAAGUUUGUCUACCACUUUUAUCAUCUCUUUUGUUUACAUCUUGAACUCGCACGUUGGUACUUGAAGGCGUUCCCUCAUGGAUGGCUCGUAAACCAUCCCUAAACAUACGAAAAUUUAAUGACAUCUGUGGCAGUAGAAAUAAAAAGAUACGGAUUUUUUAAAAAAUAUAUUUUUGGCUGUAAAUGAUGUGGAUUAAAAAAAACACGAACAAACAAAAGGGAUUAAAUAUUAGAAUCAUGAAAAUACCAAAUACAUUUUAAAAGAUUUACAUUCAUUGCAAAUAUGCUUUUAAUAAAAUGAUGCGAAUAACUAUAUAUUUAAAAAGAAGUUUCCGUGUAAUAUAAACGAACUUUACAUUCAUGCUUUGGACGUAUGGUAUUAUUAUAUUUAUCACUACAUAGUACAUUAUUUGGGCAGCAGUCAUACCCUAAUGAAAUAUUUAUUUUUACUCUGCAAUAAAAGACAAAAUGUAUAUAUAGUGGCAUUUUAAAUGUAAUAUUAUAAUUAUUUUAUUUUACUCCCUGCGGAUUGAAAAGAAAAGGCUAUGAUAAAGGGAAGCUUUAUACAAGGUGCUUGUUGACAAUGCUUACAUGGAUAUGGUAUAUUUGCAUAAAAUACAGCCCACUAUUUUAGAUGUAUACCAUUAUGCUUACAUUUUAAGCAUACACGCUGGAUACAUUAAACACUGUUUUUUAAAAAAUUCUCUCGUUGCACAAGAAUGAUUAGUCACAGAUCAAAAACCGAUCUGAUUGCCCUGGAAUGACCGGACAUUCUAAAUUCGGCUACUUCCAGCGCCGAAAUCAUCUGCUUCACGCAUCAACGGGCUAUUAUUAAGUUUGAUUCAUUGUUGAGACGUGGCCAAUGCAUAACGUGUUCCUACCCACGACUCACAAGUCUUUAGUAUCUUUCGGGAUUUAUUCUGAUGGAGGGAAGAGAACUACCAGAACGACAGGUCUAGAUCUCUUAUCUUUCUGGCUAUCCCCUGAUGGAGGGAUAUGAACUGAUUAUGUUUUCUUCGUCGACUCAGCUUGUGUUCUUCUAUUUUAUAUUAACCCUUGAUAGUUUUGUGUGAAUUCCUGAAAAAACAACAAGAAAGCUCUAUUCGUUUGAAGAUAUUUUAAGAGAAUGCGAGGGGACAUAAAGAAACAUACACAACCUCUUUUUACGCCUAUAACACAUAUAUAAAUUUAAAUUGUUAAUCUCAUAAAAAUACACACCACGUUUCUUUUUGCAAAGUUAAAACAAAAAUAUAUAUAUUUUUUUAUUGUAUUUAUUAAUUAUCUCUAUUUUUCACAAUUAGUCUAGUUUUUAAAGCGUGUAAAAUGAUUGGGUUUUGAUAUUCAUGGCUAUACUUAUAUAAAUGUACCCGAGAUUUUUGAACGCCCUAGAUUUUCUGACCACAUCACCCCAGUUCUUCGAGAUUGCCAUUGGGUUCCUUUGAGUUAGUGAAUUAACUACAACAUUCUGUCACUGGUGUACAGCUGCAUAGAUGGCCCAGCACCGGAAUAUCCCAAAAGAACUGAUUUAUAAACAUUUAUCCUUGAAGAGCAUGUGGUCUUCAACGCAGUACUUUCUGAGAGCUCCUCGUAUGAAUGAACACAGAAAAAAGUCUUUACCGAGUGCGCUCUUUUGAAGCGAUAGCGCUAAAAUUAUUGGAAAGUUUGUCUCAAUCUUUGAGGGAAAUUGAAAAUUAUAAAAAAAAUCAUUUAAGAAACGGUUAAAAACUUUUGAAAAAAUAGAUUUAGGAAAACAGAGCGCAGUGAGCAUGCUAAGGUGGCCUGGAUACCAGCGCGAUAUAAAUAUCAAAUCAAUCAAUCAAUCAAUUUUCUUAAUUGGUAAACAUAUGUUUAUUUGUAAAAAGAGAAUGUAAAUCUCUUUUUCACAAAUCUAAUACCAUAAAAGUUAACUAUAUUGUCAUCCACGUAAAAAUGUACACAUCUAAUUUCCUACCUCGGACAUGUAUUUACCCAAGAAAAUUAAUUAUUUAUCAAAUUUAUUCCUUUAUAUUGAGACGUAUCUUGUGCUGCCUGGGUCAACAUGACCAACCCUUAUCCUACCCGGAUUUAAAUUAAAUUAGAAAAUCUUCCACCAGAUUUUAGUCCCAUCAUACCAAAACUAACAUAUUUCCCACUUCAUUAUGUUCCGUUCUUAUUUGUAUGAGUUAUAAGUGGAUUAGUGAAUGCUAUUUGUCUAUGGAGUUGCGCUGCACUGAUUGCAAUAAACGGCAUUUUCUUAUUAGAAAUAUAUCUAAAAGUUAAGUUUUUAUUACGCCAUAAAUUUAAUAAAAGUAUAUUUUUGGAAUUAAAAAAGUAAGACAUUUUUCCAUUUUAAAAAUACAAUGCUAAAAUUUGUGUGUGUUUUAUUAACAAUUUAAAGAGAAAUCAAUUAAAGUUAUAAAUUCUACUUUUAAGAAGGGGGAAAUACUUUAUCAGUUUCUUAACGCUUGGUUAUUAAAUGAAUAUUAACAUCGCACUAAAAAACGCACUAAGAAACUGAUAUUUGGUUUUUCCGAUAAAGUUGAUUAUCGAGUAAUUCUUAAAUCAUAAUUUUAUUAUGAUUUUUUUCAUAACUUUUAAAUUCGGCUAAACUGCUUAAAAUAUAUCCUUAGUUGUUACUUUAAAUGUAUUUGUAAUUUAUUGUAAUAAUGCUUAAAGUUUUACUAAAAUAGUAGCGGAUUUAAAUUUUCUUUUUGCGCAUUUAAAUUUAUUUGAUUUCCGUAAAAUAUUAGAAAAUAAUUGUUAUUGUUUUUAGGAAUUUAAAGUACUUAAAUCGUAUCGAUUCUUGGCGUUAUGUCACUAUAGCUCAUUCUUAUAUAUAUAUAUAUAUAUAUAUAUAUAUAUAUAUAUAUAUAUAUAAUAUAUAUAUAUAUAUAUAUUAUAGAUGAAUUUUUGUGAUUGCGCAUUUCGGGCCAUAUGAUAUGACUGUAAUAAAGGUCCAUGUUAGUUCCACUAAAUAAGGUCCCCAAAUAAUAAAUUUAAAAAAAAAAUAUUUUUCUCUGCGGCUAGGUCUGUCAUGUACGUUCAAUGGACUUUUUUAUUUGGGGAUUUAGCUAAAAUGAACGUCUUUCCUGGGCAUGGUUCUUAAAAUAGUUGUUCCGAUUAAAAAAGAACAUUGUGUUGAACGUUGAAUUACUUUGGCACCUGAACGCUGUAAAACGUGUUAUUAUUAAAUAAUCAUUCCUAGACUGACGUGUCCAACCUUCAUUUUCCGAAAUAGCCGCAGACGUCACGAACGAAAAGUGAAAUUCACCAAACUUUUUACAAGUCAUAACACAUUAACUAAUAAAUAAAAUGAUAAUAUACACCACUUGGUCGGCGCCUCUGACAUUGAAUUUAUUAUGUGUUCUAAUUUCGCUAAUUGUUCAUUAAAUUUUUAACUUUUUCUUCACUGCGUCCCUUUGGCGCCAUAUCAAGCUGUUGAACGUUGCUCUAUACUUGGAGCUCAUGUUGUAGUAAAUUAAUAUGUUCACACUGGACGUCGUGGCCUGGAACACACCGCCAAACGACCAGGCCACGAUGAACCAAUUUUCAUACAGUCCAGCCACAGUGAAUUCCGGUAUGAACAUCUUCACCAAGUUGAUGGUCACGCCUGGCGUGUAGCAGAUGAUCAGAAUCGAGGACAUGAAGAUGAUCAUCUUCCCAAGUUUCUGGUCCCGGCUCGUGGUGUCGUUGCCAGAGUUAGCCGUGAGCUUCCGCCAUUUCGAUUUCCGCUUGAGCUCCACUGUGAGAACGAUGGUUGAGAUGAUGAGCGUGACGAAUGAUAUGACCUGCAGCGUGACGCUUAUCGCCAACGUUAUGGCCUCCAUUCUUUGGAAGUUGGGAUCUCUGACGAGACCGAGCAAGGUUUUAUUUCUCUUCGGGUAGAACUUCCAUCCUAUCCGACUGGACGCGUACGUUGGGAUCACGCUGAGAACGAACACGAUGAAAAUAGUCGAGAUGAUGAUGGCGGCCCGCUUCGGGGUCAGGAUAAGUCGAACUUUCAACGGCAUCGCAAUGCAGAGGCAUCGUUCUAACGUUAUGAACACCGUCACGGCGCACGAGAUUCUCGAGAAGCAGACGUGAGGCCAGCCAGCGGUGAGAUGCUGGAAUUCAGCCGGGGCGAAUGUGAUGUCGGCGUUGGCCAGAAGUGGGUUGGCGCAGACGACGAACCAAAGCAGGGUCGUGAGGCAGCAGAAGUCGGACGCGGACACCGCGCAGAGGCUGACGGUGAUGGAGUCGGUGAAGCCGUGUUUCGCGUAGACGACGACGUUGAUGAUAUUGGCGACUAUACCGAAAAGACUGAUGAAGCAACAGAGGAUGACGUAGUUGAUGACUUGGAACAGCUGCUUGAGCUCGUUACUGAUUAAAGGGACGCUGCCCUCCGCUGCUGCACGAGUUGAAAUAAUAACAUCAGAAGAGUUGUCGAGCAUUCUGUGGGAAAUGACAAUGUGAUCUGUGAUGAAACUAUUCCUGAUGAUAAAAGGGACUGAGACGCAUUUGAUUCAAAACUUCAUUAAAUAGUAGCUAAUCUAAACAUCACUGUUCGUUAAAAAAAAAAAAAUUGUUAAAUAAAUCAUGGCAUUAUAUGUAAAAUUUCCCAACCUCCUGUCAACCGCCAUCUUAUAACGGGAAAAAUAAAUUAAACCUCCAUUUAGAAAGACUAAGCUACUUAAGUAAUGCAACAGAAUGAAAAACCAAUAAACCAAUUAAUAAAGCUAUAAUCAUGACAAGAAUAUAAUUACGCGCUUGGCAAACAAGAGUUAAUUAUAAUUCAUUACUCUUCUAUUCAAUGGGUGCCAAUUAUUUCGUCCGGGGUUCAGUCACCCGAAUCAGUGUGCUGUCACAGACGAUUUAACCAACUUGUUCAAAUUGCCGUAGGCAAUCUGUCUUUGAUUGUUUAUUGCAGUUGGCUAAAUCUAUUACUUAGUAAGCGUUAUCUAUAAUUGUUAUUUGAACUGACACCUCACAAUUUGCUCUAGAUUUUUUAAACAGCUAAUACCACAAGGCUAUCAAGUUUAUUAUACCAAUUAAGUUUUUCAUAAUUAUAAAGCACAUGCUUAAACAAAAUUUAUUUGAUUUUCUUAGCGAAAUAAUUAUCAUUGAACUUGGUACAAAGAAACAUUCAGUUAAAAGCAGCGUGUCAGCAGUUUUUUUGCUCAGCAUCACCUGUGAGUGCCUGUGACGUAUUUGAACAUUUUACGAACGGAAAAAGAAAAAUAAGUUUCUGAGCGCUGUGAAGUCGUUAAAAUUUUCUUAAUGAAUGUAGCUGCCGUGGUUCGGACGCAACACAAUUCCUUCCAGCGUUAUUUUAUUAACAACGUCCUGUAAAAUUUGUUCCUUGACAAUAUCCUGUAACAUUUGUUCGCUAACAACAUCCUGUAACAUUUUUGCACAAGCAACAUCCUGUAACUUUUGUCCGCUAACAACAUCCUGUAGCAUUUGUCCGCUAACAACAUCCUGUAACAAUUUGUUCACUAACAACACCCUGUAACAUUUGUCCGCUAACAACAUCCUGUAACAAUUGUUCACUAACAACAUCCUGUAACAAUUGUUCACUAACAGCAUCCUGUAACAAUUGUUCACUAACAGCAUCCUUUAACAUUUAAUUUUAUUAACGUCGUGGUCAUGAUAUGACGUCUUUAAUCCAUAUGUAUGCAGGCUCCUGACAUACCAGGCAGCUGGACUUUCUCAUACAUCUGAGUCUCGACUUCAAGUUUUAACAACCGAGACUUCGUUCUCCUCUUUUAAUUUCUUAUUCAGGCAAGGUAUCAUUUGAUCCAUCUCUUUUAUUUAGUUUUUGAUUUCUAAAACCAAACUGAAACGAGCUUCGCUGUAUAGAAUGUCAAGGUAAGCUUUACUCUGCUGUAUUGAUUUAAAGUGCAUAAAAACAUGUUUACAAAUAUCUUUAAAUCUUUACACAAUUUAAAGUGGGUUCUUGAAUUUGUAUUUGUUUUACUUGUAAUUGUUAGUUGUGCUAUUUCAAAAGGGAGACACGUUCAUAUUAAAUAAGAUUAUUUUUUAAAAAAGUAUUGAUCCGCAAUACAAUUUCCUUUAAACAAAUAUCAUUUGAUCGAUUGACUUAUUUAUAAAAUAAUAGAUACACAUUAUUUUAAUUUUUCAUUCACAUUUAAAUGGCUUGAUUUGAUUUAUUUAAAAAUUAACAUACGACCCUUUUUGCAUAUGUCUUAUAAUGUCCUCUGUCCAAAAAAUAAACAACAAACAAACAAAAGAAAAAAAACAAACAAAAAAACCCCCAAAAAAACAACAUGGUUUCCCAAUCCAUCCAUCCAUCCCGUGGCACUACAGCCCACGUAGGGUUUUGGCCUGGCUCACUGUUUUCCUCCACUUCGACCUAACUAAUGCUUUUCCAUGCUUCCUAAACAUGAUCAAAACGCACAGAAAGCACCGUUGAUUGAAAUGUUUCUUUGUUAGUUUUGUGUUCAAUAAAUGUAUUUUUAAUUUAUUAUUCAGUUUGUGUUGUCUUUAAAAAAUAAAAUAAUAAUAAACCGUAAUAUUUGCUUUCAGUCAGUUCUUCCUUUGUCUGUCCAGUCACUGUAGAGGUAACCAAAUCAAACACCUUAUAGUUUUCUAGCAAGUUUAAAAAAACAAAACAAAUUAUUUAGAAGGUUUGCUCCUUUUAUAAUUCAAGUAAGCAACAAAUAAAAUUAAAUUAAAAAACAUAAUGGUAAAUAAAAUAAAUAAAUACAAAUCAGUUUCAAAUCGAGUAAAAGUUUUAAAAGCACUUAUACUUAAAACAGAUAAUAACACAACUUUGAAUUUGUUAACUUUGAAAAGAAAAAAAAAACAUCAACCAUUUAUUCCUCACCUAACCAAUCAAUUUUUUUUCGUUAUAUUUUUUAAAAAUGUAAAACCAAAACUCCCCAUUAAUACAUGCUGCUGCCUUACAUUUCUUUCAGCUUUUUAAAUGCACCCUCCCCCUCUCUCUCUUAACGGACUAGCACAUCUAAUUACCCACCUUAGAAGUUCUGGCGCAAGGAAGAUGUGGUCCACCCGCCACGGCUUUAUAAUAACAUGAGCAUUUCAUAACGCUUCAGCAGUAAGGAAUUAGAGCUAGUUAUUUUUUUGGUUUAAAAUGGUAAGUCUUAUGUCAUAUUUGACGUCAACGGGGCAGGAAAAGCUCAUAGAAAAAAUGAGGAAACUUGCUCAGAUGAAACAUUUGAAGACGCCAUUUAUUUGCUCAUUAAAUCAGAAGCACAUCACAAUUGAUUGGACGCUGGUUUAUUUUAACUUUGCUCACUGUUCAGCUGUAUGUGUGGGUUGAUAGCGUGGAUUGAAUGCUGGUGUAUUUGAAUUGUGUUCACCAUUCAGCUGUCUGUGUGGGCUGCUAGCGAAGAUUGAAUGCUGGUGUAUUUUAAUUGUGUUCACCUUCACCUGUCUAUAUUGGUGGCUUGCUAGCGUGGAUUGAAUGCUGCUGUAUUUUAAUUGUGUUCACCAUUCAGCUGUCUAUAUUUGUGGCUUGCUAGCGUGGAUUGAAUGCUGCUGUAUUUUAAUUGUGUUCACCAUUCAGCUGUCUGUGUAGUGGGUCAGGUGACACAGUUUAGGAACCACCGAUUUAUUUUUUAUUACACUAAACAAUAUGUCAGAACCUAUCACCAGUAAAUGAGCAGCCAGGUUGCUCUGACCUGAUACUCGGUUUGCAAUAGUUCAUGCAGUUCUACAAUAACCUCAGUAUCCCAAACCCAGACAAAACUAAACUGAUAUUUGCAUUUGCUGAUUCAGGUGAUAAAUUGAGCUGCCGUUAUUAGACCGGUCCACCAGCUUCCUGUUUACCAGAUAGCUGGAGUUUUGGUGUGGGUGAAGAGACACACGUGAGUUGAUAUGUUAGGCUUAAAAAUAGGACGGUAAUACAUUCUCUUGACUCAGACGAUGUGGAGAGAGUUUUGCAUCAGUCUUAAAAUGUGCAUCAGGUGUAUAGAAAUAAUGGGGUGGUGGGGGUGGGGGGAUGGGUAACAGUUAUUUCUUUAAAGCAAAGAGCAAACAAUAUAUCAUCAUCAUACGAUACAUUAAUUGGCAAGACAAAAUAAACAAAUGUUUAUAACGGAAACAAUAAAUUGUUGUAAUUAUAAAUAUUACCUAGUGCACAUUUCUUUACUCAAAAUUAUUUUUGUUUAAAAUGGAAUUUAAAUCACAAAGUAAUGAAAUCUUUUUCACAGAUAAAUUCACUAAAAUCACGUCGUGAAUUUUCAUGCGAGCCAGCCAUCAAUGAUAAACGCAGAUGAAGCGAGUUCUUCCAUGGUGGUAAAAAUAUGAAAAGUCUGAGAGUAAAAAAGUAUGAUCAACUUAUUUUUUAUCUAUGUCUUGGAAAAUCCAACCUUGUUAAAAUAUGUUUUAUGCGGGAAAAACUUGCACAACGCAAUUUAAUUAUAUACAGGAUAAUAAAUGAAAGGACUGCGUUCAAGCUGUGUGUAUGAAAUAGUAGAACAAGGUGUGUGGAAGCCUUAAUCAAAAGACAGGACCAUAAGAGGUGAAUGCUUCGGCUUAGAUUCUUCCCCAACGAACAGGACAAACGGAAAUGCGACAAGAAACAGGGCACGGUUAACUGUCCUGUCUUUUGAUUCAAGCUUGCACCUAAGUUGUUCUAAUUGUUUAUAAAUACAUAGACAAAUACGAUUUUUGGUUGCAAUUUUAUGCAAUCUAUUUUAAAUAAUCUCUACUUUUAUUUGAUGAUGACUGGUUCAGCAACAGGGUUUCUUUCAGCUAUAUCUCCGAGGGGGGGGGAGGCCAAGUGCCCCCCUCCCCCCCGGAGCAAAAAUAUACCUAACAAUAAAUCAACUGGAACUGCUGGCACUGCCCCUCCCGAAAAAUCUGAAGUGCNNNNCCCCGAAAAUCUGAAGUGCUCCCCCGGGGAAAAUUUUUGAAAGAAACAUUGGUUCAGCAAGGCACCCAAAAGAACUGCUGUCAUGAUGGCUUUAGUGAUUCUAUAAUCCUAACAUUAAAGUAAACCAUAUUUCGUUGUUUAAAAGGCGAAUUUAAAAAUAAUUAUAUCUCAAAAAACAUACCGCGACCUUUCAAACAAAGUCAAGUGAUUGGAGUUAAAGUUUGAAGUAUACUUACAGUAAUUCAUUUUUGUACUCUACAGCAACCGGUAAAAGUAACUGUGGCAUUGGAUCUAAAUGCACUUGUAAUUUACAGUAAAAUUAGUGCACCAUCAUGAAAGUGGCAUGAUAAGCCACGUUUUAAUGCUGAAAUAAGGUUUUAGAUUGUCAAAGUGGGGGAUAGUUGGUAGGACUAUGAAUUACAGGGAAUACAAUUUUUGGUAUGAUUUCUUUCUUUAAUAUUAGUGGGACGUCCAAUGAACAAAAGAGUCUAAGAAGCCACGACGUGCAGUAGUCUAUAAUAGCUAAUUGUAACAGAGUGUCAGAGUUCCACAUCUAGUCCCCACCCCCUCCUUUCCACUAAUCUCACAAAUUUCAAAUGCACCCUACUUUCUGUGACCUUUGCCCUAACUGUCCACACUGCCAUGCCUGUACCAACUCAUCCUCCAUUUCAACAUAUCCCAGACUACCCUUUUAACUACUUAUAUCAGCAUCAAAACAUUACUGGAUCUCUCCUCCCAUACUUGACCCUACCCUCCCAUACUUAGCGAUACCCUCCAAUAUUAAACCGUACCCCCCAACACUAAACCAUUGCUCCCUCCAAUACCGUCUCCAAAGCUAUCCUAUGGUCUAUUUUGCCUCUGGAUUUCGCUGUAUAUUCUCGCAACGCCAGUCUCAACAUCCGUGUCGGAUUAACCUAAAGGCAAUUGAGGCAAGAGCGUAGGACACCGUGCCUCUUAAGAUCCCCAAAACAAAGAAUUCUAUUUUUUUUUAAUUGACGUGAUCUUGAAAGAUGUCUAAACAUCUAUCGAUACAAAGCAAAGGGAGAGGGGAAAGAACUAUGGGGAAAUAACUACCGUCAAACAUGGUUCGUCAAAGGGCAGGUUUUUUGCGAUUGUAGGCUGUCAUCACAUUCCCCGGGUGACCGAGUGCCGGCCUGAGGCUAACUACCCGGGUGACUGGGUACCCGCCAGAGGCUAACUACCCGGGCAAUUCUCGGGUAUCCGAUUAAAACAUUUUUAAAAAAAAAUCAACUAAAGUUUUGAUUAUUUUAAAUUUAAAUUAAAAAUACAUUUACUCAUUCCGACAACGUGACUCAUUGUCUGCGUGAUACCAUUUAAGAGCCGUCUCGUGGGCUCUUCAACCACUGGGACUGAGGGAGGGGGGUUUCGCAGUUACAUUUUUUCCUUCUUUUACUAAUAUAUAACUUUGGAAAUGUUACAUUUUUUUCUUCUUUUACGUUUUUUCUAAAAUAUAAACAAAAAAAAAUAUUCAUAAAAGUAUAGAGAUUAAAAAAAGGUGAGAAACUAACCUGGUAAUCAUCAAAGAUCGCCAAUCUUUUAUAAUACUAAUAUUAUUUUUUAUAACAUAGUGAUGACAGCAAUAAACACAAACAAAACACAAAUUGGUUUUUAAAAUAUAUGCUUGGACUAGAAAAAAACAAUAAAAAUUAAAUAAAAUUAUAGAAGUACAAAACCUAUCUUAAAAUGGUGACUUUUAUGAAAUAUAUAUAUAUAUAAGUUAUAUAUUAGUAAAAGAAGGAAAAAAUGUAACUGCGAAACCCCCCUCCCUCAGUCCCAGUGGUUGAAGAGCCCACGAGAUAUAUAUAUAUAUAUAUAUAUAUAUAUAACAGUUUAAUUCUAGACAAAGUUCAAUAAUCUUUAAAAAAUUUUAAUAUUAAUUUCAAUUAUUCUUUUACUACCCCCCUAAUAGUCUUGGUCAAUGAAUGGAAAUUAGCUUAAGAUUGAAAAUGAGCUGCCAACAUUUAAACUGAUUGUUUCAUUUUAAAAAGGGACUAAUAAAAUACGGUGUCCAGGCAAGAUGUUGUGAAGCUGUUAUUGACCUUUCAAAUAAUAUAUUUCCUACACCAAUAGAAUAAUUGUUUAGCUAAAGACGAAUGGAUUGAACAUACACAAAUAUGUUGUUUUUUAAAAAAAGACUUCGAUUGUUUAGAUUUGGUGCUUUCCAAUAAAUGUAUAAAUUGAAUGUUUCAUUGCAGAUAAUUGCAUGGUGUUUCCCCCACCCAAACACAAAUACCAUACAUUUUUCUAAUGCAUCCCAUUCUCCAGCUGUUCUUACUCAUGGGCUUAUCCAGGAUUCGUUAGAGUGAGAGAUGAGAUAGAAAAUGAUCACACGUCAUUUGUCAUGUACAACAUGAAGGUCACUAGCCCCAAUACACAAUUACAAAGUACUGUUUUAAUAUGUACUGUUUCCCUUUUUUAGGGCAUGAACGUGAAAGUUUAAGACCGCGGAACAACGUCUAGCUACGCCAUUAAGUCGAACUGAAGUUUUUACCGGGCUUCUUUGCUAGUAAAGGAAUGAUAUGCUGACCCUUCCAAUAAGUCUAAAUGAUUUACAUCGCAGCCUGAUUUCAAUGCACCACACACUAAAAGAAAAGACUGAAGACAUGUCCUUAGGAGACCUUGAAAGUAACAACACGCAUUGAUAAAUGAGUGGGUGCGAAAGAAAAUCCACAAGUCACGACGCGUUCAACAGCGGAAUUGAGAGUGCAGGUCUGAAGAAUCUACUUUCUAAAUACUCCUGACAAGCCCUGACCCUUACUUAUCCCACGUCUUGGCCGGAAAGUGUGUCCGAUGGUUAACGAUGUUGACUGUGUGAUACUUGGUGCUUUCCUCGUAAGACAUGACGAUUUCCCAAACCAAAAGAAAAAAAAAACGCCGAUUAGAUUCGUACUUCUAUUCUAAAACGCUGAUAAAUGAAGAAAUUAUGACCGUAUCGUGUCCAAGACCAAAGCGUACACGCUUGCCUUUAGUGUAUAUUAUGGUCUGUGCUAUGCAAUAAUAAUAACAAUCACUCGAAAGAAGACCUAAUCAAAAUCAAAAGUAAUUUAAAGCGUUUCAAUAAUACAACUUAUAAUUUAAAAAAACUACACUAGGGGUAGGAAAAUCACGGUUCGAGGAGCGCAUCCGGCUCUUUAGCGACCUGAGUGCGGCUCGGCAGUCGGCAAUCGGCAGAAAAUCGGUUUUGAUUACGAAAAAUCAUGGUUCUUGACAGGUUCUUGAAAUUCAUUUUUUUAAUCGUCCUGCUUCUGAUUUUUUUGUCUUUUUGACUAAUCAGUUUGCUGACCAUUGAACUACACUAUUUCAAAGGAGUAAAAAUUACAGUUGAAAUAUUAACACAUGAUAAUGUUUUUUUUCUUCCUUUAAAACAAAUUUUCCCUCCCAUGACUCCCAACUUGUCCUAAAAAAUGUACCUGCGCCAUCGGGUACUCGGGUACCUAGCUCCGUGGGUCUACGGGUACCCGGGCAACUGUUUUUAUCAUUUUUGACAGAUCAGUGAUGACCGCACAGAUGAGAGAUAACAAAUGUUCGGGUUACGAAAGAGUUCAUUGAACCUUUAAACUGUGUAAAAAAAAAAAUAAGUUCGAAAACUUAACAAUACCAUUUGAAAACCCGAAAUUUGAAAGUGGAUAGCUCUAACGCACUGGAACUACAAGAAUCAUAUUGUCUGAAGAUACAAUCUUAAUUCAUGAAUUAUAUGCAGACAAAAUUAAGUGCAGUUUAAAAUUAGACUAACUGAGUAAUUCUUUUUCAGAUUUUCUUUGCAUAUUUCUUAAAUUUAAAAAUCUCAACCUAUUUGGGGGCGGGGGGGGGGGAGGGGGGGUAUUAAUCAAAUGACUUUGGAAGCCCCCUUGCAAAUUUUCUGUUAGGGGGGGGGGGGGGGGGGGGGAGGGGGUGUAUUAAUCAAAUGACUUUGGAAGCCCCCUUGCAAAUUUUCUGUUGGGUGCCCCUUGCAUUCAGAGUUGAUAGUUGCAUUAUUUUGUUCUCCUGAAAAUAACGUUGGAACCCUUAAAUAUAUGGAGCCCCUGCAGCCAAAUGGGUUCCAGAUUCCAUGUGAUGACACUGGCAACAAAACAAAUCGUACGCGUUUCUUUAGACAUAUACCAUCAAAUGUAGUGUUGUAGGGUUGGAAACUGUCGUCUUUUGAGGACAGCUGAGGUAAAUAGAAUAAAAAGUACAAUGUCAGCUGAUUGGCACAGCGACCAAGUGACCAAAAAAAAAACGUGGAAAAAAAAAUUUAUAAUAUUUUUAUAAUAUAUGAAAGGGGUUUUGAAUAUUAUUAUAUUCUAUAUCGAUCUUUUGAAUGUUUACCCAUAGUAUCGGUAUCGUUUUGGGCACAGCCGAACAACAUACAUUUAGAGCCCUUGCAAGGGCCGUGCAUAGGAUGGGGUGGUGGUCUAAUGGGUGGCCACGCCAGUCGAUAGCCUCAGCUGGGUAACAAAAUAGUUAAUAAUUUUAAAUCAUCGUAAAUAAGGGUAUAUCUUCUGGUGGAGGAAGUGAGGUGCGAUCAGCUCAGAGUACCGGCUACAUUUUUAGAAAUAUUAUAAGUGUAACCGGGUUCGGGUUGGGAAGGGGCGGGGGCUUUCUCGACCAAAUGCAUAAAAAAAGAUUGAGAACAUAAUUUUAUGAUUUAAAAAAAAAAAAAAAGUAUGUGAAAAAUUUCGUUUUGAAUUUAUCCAAUAUUUUCUGGGUGUGGCUCUAGUCAAUUCUCAAACUCCUCCCACGACUUACACCUCUACUUCCGCUUUAUUUUCAGAACUGUCCCCGGGGCCACUUUUUCUCAGCUGGGCCAUCGUAAUAUUUUUGUUUUAAAAGUUUUAUUUAAACUCAACAGUACCAGUAACAUAUAUGCAGUGUCGUGGGAAGGCCUUGUGGAGGUGUACGGUCUGCCCCGAGUGGCUCUUUUUUCCCCUAUAUAUUGAGUGGCUAACAUUUUUGGCAAAACUGCUGAGAUGUUUUUGUUUUGGGUUGAAGAGAGAAGACAAAAAGCUUGACCCACCUCCGGGGACAGCAACCUUAGUUACGCAACUGCUGAUAUGGGAUUAAAACUUUCAUUUAGGGGAACGGGCGGGGGGGGGGCUAAUUUUGACUGCGUGGGAGCUUCCGAGGGAGGGGGGGUAUUAUUUCGACACCGCUCAACAUAAUCCCAUGCUUCACAUGCCAAAUAAGAUAACAAAAAACUUAACCGCUUCCCAAACUGCAGACAUACAUUUUUUUUUGGUAUUCUAGGUUUCAGGACAUUAAAUGUAUUUUUCUACACUAAUUACUUUGAUAUUUAACGCCACAACGUUAAUAAUGUUAUAUCAUUUGAUUAAAAGAAAAAGUGGACACACAGUCGGCUACAGAUAUAAUCGACUAGGACAUGAAAUGUCAUCCAUGAUAUUCUUAUGACAGUUUAAAAAAUGCUGCGCAACAGCCGUACACAUAAUAUUUUAAAUGCUUCAGGCCUCUACAGUGUUGAUGAUGUGUGUUUAUUUUCUCUCCACAGUUAUGAACUAGGAUUUGACGUAAGAUUCUGUGCAAUUUUACAGGACCACAGCUUUAACUACUACUGACUGCAAAUAUGCUGCUAAUUUAUUUCCCCCACCGAACAGCAUCCCACACACAGUUAUUUUGUGUUAAAUGUGUAUAUUAAAUUGGAAUAAUUCAAGAAUUAUGGUAACCAGAUUGCACAGUGAAAGGAUCAACCUUUAUCAAAACUGAUUUGAAAUUGACCAUAAUUUAUUUUAGAAACGACACUUCCCCCUUCCUAUCUCCACCCCACCCACAAUUAACUCAUAAAGGACUCCUCCAUUCCGUGUCUAGACGGUUUGAAAGCCAGGACUCGUAAUCCAAGUUUUCCUUUUCCUUAGCCCAUGAAAGUAUCGUAAACACAGGGGAAGGUUUCUUCAAAUACCCCCUAGGCACUAAGGGGCUGCCUUGAUCAGCGGCUUAAAAAUGCUUGCCGUGACGUCUGACCGAUUUUUACAAACCCUGGUUAAGCCGAGUUUUUUUUUUUUUUUAAAAUAUUGUUUCUUAAUUCUUAACGGUGUUUUUUUUUUUUUUUUAAGGGAUUGGCAUUUGUUUUUUUUUUUUUUUUUUUUAUAUAUUGUUUUUUUAUUUUUUAUUGUGUUUUUUUUUUUUUUGUAAUGUAUUGGCAUUGAGUGGUGAAGGAAGUUGUGUAUAUAUUUUAGUUGUGUAUAUAUUUUAGUGGUGUAUAUAUUUUAGUGGUGUAUAUAUUUUUGUGGUGUAUAUAUUUUAGUGGUGUAUAUAUUUUAGUGGUGUAUAUAUUUUAGUGGUGUAUAUAUUUUAGUGGUGUAUAUAUUUUAGUGGUGUAUAUAUUUUAGUGGUGUAUAUAUUUUAGUGGUGUAUAUAUUUUUGUGGUGUAUAUAUUUUAGUGGUGUAUAUAUUUUAGUGGUAUAUAUUUUAGUGGUGUAUAUAUUGUUGUGGUGUAUAUAUUUUAGUGGUGUAUAUAUUUUAGUGGUGUAUAUAUUUUAGUGGUGUAUAUAUUUUAGUGGUGCAUAUCUAAAGAAAAAAUGUGUCAAACGUGGGAUAACUGUGCUUUGUUUGGGAAAGGGCGAACGGUGACGUAGAAUGGAAUUUUUGAGGGGGGGGGGCGUUUCGCCCCCAGGCGGCUCUUUUUUCUUUAUAUGGAGGGGCAACAUUUUCGCACAAAUGCAGGUAUUUUUUUCUUAGAAGGAAUGCGACAGAAAUCGCCCACCCCCCCUUCCUCUUUUGUUAGCACUAAUCCCAGCUACAACACUAAAGAAAUCAAAUAAAAGACAACUUCUUUGAUUUAUUCAUUUACAUUCUUUAAAUAAUUGAAUGGUUUAUUUGUUUGUAGUAAUGUUUCCCGAAUGUGAUGUUAGAGGUAACUGGGGUGAGUGUGUCCUUUAUGCACACCAGUUUGGGUCACCGCACAUAGCGUUAAGAGGGUUAUGAGAAGCUUUAAAAGCCUGUUAGCAAAAGAAAAAAAAAGAUGUAUGUGUUAACAGGAAACAAAUCUUGGCUCAUCAUCUUAUAGAUGGGUUUUCUAUAGUAGUAACCUGAGCCCUAAUACCCUCUUUUACUAACCAGUCAAGUCUUGUGAUAGUGUGCUGCAGAUGCCUCUACAGUGUCAUGGGUGAUUAAAUCUUAAUCCCUGAUAACAAACUGCACACCCCUGCUGAGGGGUUGGGGGGGGGGGUGGAGCACCAGGCAGCCGCUUCAUUGCCGUUUCUAAGCUCCUCAAUUAUGUAAUGUUACCAGGAGCCUGGAGUGUACUCACGCGAAUAUGUGUACAGAAUUAACAGGGACACGGAGGCUAGGUGCUCUGAGGAGUUAUUCGGUUAACUACGACGAUUCUUCCCAUCGUGGUGGCCCAAAUAGCUUUUUCGGACGACUGGUGGAACCCACGGUUUGAAAAGGGGAGGCAGUGGCCGGGGGGGGGGGAAUGCUAUUAGCCUAAAGAGGACAGGUGGGUAAUCAGCUCGCCAUGUAGUGGUAAAGCUUUGCAGGAGGAAUCACAAGAGAGAGUAGGUAGCGGGUAUCCAAACGGGCAUUUCUUUCACAGAGCAUCGAUGAAAAGACAACCAUUGUAAUUUAUGAGAUGAGAUAGGGAAUUUUAAGAAUAAUGCUAUAAGUACAAACAGAAAUAAAAAGAAAAAAAAACAGCAAAAAAGAACACAAUUCUUAGAUGAUGAAAGGUAGCAUUGUGUCGGUUAUGUGAUUGCUUGACAAUUAAAAAAUGUGUUACUGAAAGAGAUUAUAUGUACUUGAGAUACUGACUGAUACCGUUUUAGAUUUUUGAAGGUUGAUGAAUAAAGAACUUCUUUCAAUCUAUGUGAACACGGUGAACUCCAGAACCAUACGAUUUUUAAAAUUGUUUUCUAUUUCUGUUGUUUUCUUGUUUUUUCUAGUGUGCUGAAGAAGGCUAUUGGCCGGUACGUUCACCUUUGUAUUGUCCUGUCUUGCCAGUUCAAGCUUUCACAUACCUUACUAAAUCAUUUCGAUAUUUGAAGCAGCCGCUUACGUAUAGGAACACCACUUUGUUUCCUGUACCUAAAAACAUAUUUAUUUGUUAUCAGUUAACAUUCGUCCAAUGAACACAUUUCUGUUACAAAUAUCAAUACAUAUCGACCUACUCUGAUAUGUUAAAUCUUAUUUAAUAUCUUUACAUUUAACAUACUUUUUCAGAUGCCAUAAAAUGCUUUACUCCUUAAAUAAUUAUAAGGCAUUAAUUAGUGUUUAUUUGUAUUUUUGGGUGCUAUUUAUAUACAAACAAACGUGUCUUUUACAUUAGGUAUCUACAUUGCAAAAUUGAAUUUAUAAUAUCCCCUUACUUUUAGGACAAUAGUGUCUUUAUUUGUCGUGAUGGAUAACGUAUUAGGCUUAGGUUGAUAACUCAGAUAUUGGACAGUAAAUUUAGUGCUAGGCAGUAAAUCCAUUGAGAUAAAGUAACAUUUUUAUUUAUUGUUAAAUUGAAAAUGACACCAAAUGUUGUCUAACCCGAUGCCUAUCUCUGCUACCUUUUAGACCAGUGAUACCACGUUCAAGUCAGACACACCAGAUAGUUGAGCCUGCAGACUGAUCCGCAGAAGAAAACAUGACCACCACAAAGAGCAACCUGUUUUGGUUUCUCCCUCUUUCGAAGAACAGCAGUGAAAUUUACCAGCGAAUGUCCUUUCAUGGUGGCGGGGCCUUUGAUGACCUUUUUGAGAGCUACACGAGUGCUCCGAACGCGCUCGAAGAGUGAGUGCUUUUAGAUCAUGUUUAUAUUUAUCUUAGAUGCAAAAUUUGAUUUCUUUUAAUGAUGAAAGCAACAUAUGUAUAUAAUUGACAUUUCCCCAAUGUUUCUGAAUUACUGAGCGUGAAAAGUUGAAAGGUACCUCCAUCUUUAAGGUCACGUGCUACCCAUUUCAUUAAGCAGACAACUUGCUUUUGAUCUGAAUUAUAAUUUGGUAGGAAUUAAUUUUGCUUUGGGUUAACUGUGUAUUUAAAUUAUCAAUUAAAUAACUUUUUGUAUAGGCCGUUUUAAGAAACGCGUAUUUUAAACUUUCACUUUAUAUGUAUGAAUAAGUUAAAACAUGAAAUAAUUACUUUGAAACGUUGGCUUGAUGUAUUUGAAGCCAUUAAUAGGCCAAAAAAAACCCCAACAACUAAAAAACUUUCUAUAGACCUCGUAGUGCAAACGCCAGUUUCAAGUGAUAUUUUCAUUUUUUUUUUGUUUAUCUCAACGACAGGCUCAUCGAAGCCAACCGGCUCUGGACCAUCGUCCUCGACAUCAGCGUCGUCUACUUCUGGGUCAUUUUCGCCAUCGGCCUCCCCGCGAACGUCCUGGCGCUGAUCACGAUUCUCAAGAUGCAGGUCAUCACGCCAGCCACCAUACUCAUCGCCGUCCUGGCGUCGCUGGACGGCCUCGCCCUGAUCGGGAAGUUCGUAGCCACCGUGGUCGUCCAGCACGACCUCUACCUGGGGACCACCGGAUGCAGGUUCCAGUUCCUCAUCAUCUACGUGUCCACCAUGGCGAACUGGGCUCUGGCGUACAUCUGCGCCGAGCGCUUCGUCUCCAUGUGGUACCCGCUGCUCCGCGACAAGUACCUCUCCAAGAAAAGCUUGUGUUUGGCUUUGGUGGCCACCGGUCUGAGCUUUUUCAUCGUGUUCGCCACCAUCUCGAUCGUGAUGCGAGGCGCGGACAACACUGGGCACCGCUGCGGCACGCGGGCUGAACACGUCUGGUUUCAUAAAAACAUCUGGUACUGGAUCAACGCUUCCCUUUUUCUGUUUGUCCCAUGCCUCUGUAUUGUACCACUGACCUUGAUAACAAUAGUUAAGCUCUUCUGGUCUCGAAAACCUAAACACAGCGAAACGGAUCGAUACGACUUUGAAAAUGAAGCGGGAAAUGCGAACACGGAACGGAAAAAUCAAAGAACGGUAACAAUAAUGAUGACCCUGGCUGCCGUGACAUUCAUACUUCUCUCCCUUCCCUCCUGCAUCUACUACCUGGCGUACAAGAGCAGCAACGACAUCGUGGUGGAGGCUCGCUGGGCCGUUUUCGAGCAGGUUCAGUUCGUCUUCAUCGACUCGUCCCACGCCGUGAAUUUUUUCAUCUACUUCUUGUCCUCGAAACUGUUCCGAGAUAGACUUUACGAGCUGGUUUUGCCCAAGAGUGUCAGUGCCAGGUGCACGAGACGAGCUAGUGAUUCUACGGCUCUGGAAACGAAGACGGAAAAAACCAAACAGGAUUUUUAAAAGAAUCACGAUCAUAAACUCUUGGACAUCGUCAAUAACGAAAACAAGGAUAGACCAUAUAAAGAAUCUGAAAUAGGCAUACGUUGCAUGUUGAAAAAAAACAACAAAAAACUUAGCGAUUUCCCUCAACAUUAAUCAGUUUAUGUUGUUUUUUUCUAAAUUUUAAAAUUUGGACAAUUUAUUUAUACGGUUUCUACGAUAAAAGAAGUAUCCCCUGAACCGAAGUCUAGUAUCAAUAGCUCAGCGCUUUAAAACGUUAAAAACAAAUAAAAAGAAAAUAAGAAAAAAAAAACCAACUUUUAAAACUUUUUAUUUUUUAAGAUUUAACAAUUAAACCAAAAAAAAAAGAAGUUUUAUUUAAAACUAUUUAAGAUGUUUGUCAAAAUGAUGUGUGUGGUUAUUACUAACUUUAAAACACUUUUAGCAUCUCAUCAUUUAAGAUAAUAAUUGACGUCAUGCUUUGUUGUUGUUUUAAAAUGAACAAGAGCGUGGUAAUGAGUUACACUUCAAGCUGACUUUUCUCUUUUCAUUUAUUUUCGUCAGAACAUUCUGUAAAAUCGGCCCCCUUAAGUGUGUUUUUUGGUUGAUGUGUUUUUGGUACAUUCGUAUUUAAAAUUAAAGCGACACAUUUUCAACACACUAUCCCCACCUACACCACGCCAAUAUUGAGCACCACUCUUCAUGACACAACACAUGACUUAGUUAAACGCCGAUAUAGUCUUUUUUAUGGGUUAAAUGUCACACGUUCUUAUCAGAGUCUGCAAAAUAAUUUCCUUAGUAGUGUCAUCUUCUUCAUAGUAAUGUUUGAACCAUUAAAUGUAGUUUUAAUUUUUUUAUAUAAAUAUAACAUUUUUAUCUACUUAGAACAUCAUCAGCCAAUUGUCCUCCAGUAACGCUAAUGUAAAUACUAUUGAAUCACCGUUGCAAUCCACAUACGGGAUUGCGAUCAAUGUAACAUGUAAAUAUUUAGUUUCGUAUGCCCAUGAAUCUCCAAAAGAGUGCUUCAACGCACUACUACAGUUGUUCUCAACCUUCCUAAUACCACGACGCCUUAAUAUAGUUCCUCAUGUUGUGGUGACCCCCAACCAUCAAAUUAGUUUCAUUGCUACUUCAAAAGUAUGCGUUUUCCGAUGGUCUUAUGCGACCCCUGUGCAAGGGUCAUGACCCCCAAAGCAAUCGCGACCCAUGGGUUGAGAAUAUUUGACUUAGAACAUCAUCAGUUAUGUGUCCUCCUAUAACUCUACUGUAAAUACUAUUUAAUAUCGGUUACAGUACGCAUACCGGAUUGUAUUCAAUUUAACAUGUACAUAUUUAUUUUGAUAUACCAUUUCAUCCCAAUAAGAGUGCUUCGACGCACUAGUAGACUACGUCUCACAAACGACAUUUUAGCUCUAGAGAGAAAUAUCGGAAACACUAUUUGCGAAUUAUGACUUCGUUGAUUUGAAAUCGGCCAUUGAACAAAAUUAUUAUAUAUUGAAUUGACUGCACAUAUAAGUUUGAGGACCACUGCCACAGAUCAUGUUUUCGAUAAGCUUAAACUAUUAGAACUUUUAAAUGGCAAAACCUACAGAACACAUAAGUGAAUUAUAAAUACACAGUAUUUAAAGUGCAAUGAAUGUGCCGCCUACGGGAACGUGCCAGACAGGGGUCAAACCAUCCCGAAUUCUCAUGUCAAUGGCCAGGUUAUAGGAAAUUUGAUCAGUAGAAAUUUCGUUGACGGAAAAAUGAUCGAUGGAAAUUUGAUCGAACGGAAAUUUGGU
This is a messenger RNA of Lymnaea stagnalis (great pond snail), 54658 nucleotides long. The record is from the annotation of a GenBank genome assembly. NCBI's taxonomy places the organism in Eukaryota, Metazoa, Mollusca, Gastropoda, Lymnaeidae.